AGGUUUUGAAAUCACUUGCCUUGCUCAGGUCUGGAAGACGCGACGAAUGUGAAAAGUUGAUGAAUGAAGUAAAGAAAGUGCAGAUUUGUGACGAUGCAACAUUGCAAGCAAUGACAAUAUGUUUUAGAGAAAUGGAAAAACGUAAGUUUAUGAUGUCCAGACCAAUUUCUUAGCUAGAGUCGUCACUUAGACUGCCUUUAAUCGCUACAGAAUGUAUAUAUUAAUAUAUAGAUUGAUAGAUAAAACCUUCAUUUUAGCAGGGUGAUUGUUUCAGCGCAUGAGAGACGUUGUUAUGCAUUCCUGCAUUGGGAAACAUAACUAUACAGUGUGUAUAAACAAAAGGUAAUCGAACUUCGGCGGGCUAUCGUACGUGAAUUAUUCGGCGUAUGAACAAAAAAUUUUUAUAGUUGGAAAGAUCUGCGGCCGGUUGUUUCAAAGUGGAUUCAGUAGCGCAUUUUUUCAUCUCUGUGCCUAAUUAAGGCAGUGCAUGAGUGCAUAACACAAGAAAAAGCAAUUAAUCACGAACUCAUCAUAGCUUAGCUAUGAUUUGUUCCUACUUGAUAAUAAUUAAUAUGAAUAUAUGCGUAGUUUAAUGAAGUGAAAUUCAUGAACUUAAGUCCUAAAGGCCCAGCGGUUAACUAACUAACAUUUUUUAUUGCAUUCGUAUUUGCUCACUUGUUAUCCAUUUCGCAUGAAGAACAUAUCGUUCGACAGAUAAAAGCUUGAUCUUUCCGAAUAUGAGAAAUUUCUGUCAUACGCAGAGUAAUUCAGAUGCAAUAGCGCGCUGAAGUUCGAUUACCUUUUUUUAUGCACCCUGUAUACUGUACAAAAUGCAAAGAGUAAAAUAAUAAAGUUUAGAUUGAAACGUACAUGCGACUACGUUAGGAAUAAUGGUUGAUAAAUUGUCAUCGCACUUAUUUGUUGCUAAACUAAACUAAACCACACAACACUUACAAAAAACACCGAUUUCUUUCAUUCUUUGUUGUUUCUUGUCUAAGACGAGGCAGAUGCAAUAGAUUGCUCCGUCUAUAGUUGUUCUACUGAUAUGUCCCUGUUUUAAGUGAACAGACCCUUUCAGGCACUUAUUUACUGGUUUUAGGAUAUGCUACGUGUGUUUGUUUAACCGUCCCUCUCAAGGGCUAUAUUGCUAUUAGAGAUCUUCGGAACAAUUCUGGCCGUUCGCCUUUGAAGACUUUCCAAGGCAUUAUUGUCCUUUCUGUAGCAGCAGGCCCAAGUACAAUCACAAUAAUCAAAUAUCGGGAAUAUGAACAAUUUGAAGACCUUGCUUGCUGAAUAUGUUGUUAAAUCCUUUCUUAGCCUGCCAAGUAACCCAAUUCUCUCGCUAUAGCCUUCCAUACGAGUUACGUUAUGUGAGAUUUCCAUGAGAGCUUAUCAUCAACAAGAACUCCUAAACUGUAUCUUUGAGGAGAGAUAAAUUAAAGACGUUGGACUGUAAUUAUCCAUAUUGGAAGCUUUGUCACCUGUGAAUGGGGGUUACUUUUUAGUCCAUAAGAAACUUUCCUUGUUUAUUCUGGCCGAGUCUUUCGUUAGCCAAGGUGGAAGUUGAUCAAUACCGGCUGCUUUAUUCGUUUUAAAGGGUAUAAGCAACAAAAAUUGUUUGCAAUAAAAGUUUCUUUUAUCUGAAAGAGCUUGUGAAAUGGUAAUGGAACAUAUAUUACAAAUCUUUCGUAUCUUUCUUCGUUAUUGAAAUAUUUCAAUGUGUUUGAUAUGCAAAUUAUGACGUCGCAAGUUGGGUACAGAAUUCUGUACCCGGCUUGUGACGUCUUAAUUUGCAUUUCAAACACAUUGAAAUAUCUCAGAAACGAAGAAACAUACGAAAGAUUUGUAAUAUAUGCUCCAUUACUAUUUGACAAGUUCUUUCAAAUGGAAGAAACUUUUAUUAUAAGUAAUUUUUGUUGCUCAUACUCUUUAAGGUUCUCUAUGAUUGAGUAAAAACAAAUGUUUCUGAAAUUUCCGAAAAUUUGAAAGUAUGCGAUGUGUUGUCUUUGGUAGCAGUCUUCAUAAGCGAACAAGGCAACUGAUUAUCUCCAGUGCCGAUCUCAUGAUCGCUUAGGCUAACACUGGCAACUCCAUUUCUGAUAAUAUUGUUUGCACCGUUUGUCGCAAUAAUUUCUAAGAGUAGCCGUGGUUGAGAAAUACGUUUUGGGUCUUUAACAAAUUGAAUGAUAUGGGUAUUCAUAUGAACAGGGUAUUCAUAAACUUCGGAAUGGACUUUAAUUGUUUACAUUCUGAGACGCGAUAUCUGGAUGGUAGAAAGUUACAGUUGAAAUCACCGAAACCAAUUACUUCUUUACCGGUAGCACUUGUAGUGUCGAGGUUCUGUCUCUGCAUGUUGGUCGUUAAAUCGCUAUCAUGGUGUUGCGACAUAUUAGGUGGCCUAUAUGGAAUGUACCGAUUAUAAUUCCACGCUAUUUUGGCAAGAAGAAUUCUAGCCAAAGACCCUCCAAUCCUUCCAUUUCAAAAUUACCUCGCCUUACAAGCAACAACACUUCAUCAACCUAGACUGCAAUACCCCCCACAAUUGUUUUUCCUAUUUCAUAUACUGGAAUCAAUAUUUUAAUAUCUAAGAUCUACUCGUAUUCCACCAUAUAUAAUGUACAUGCACAACAAUCUCAACUCAUCUAGCUUUGACCUGAGGUUUCGAAUAUUUUGAUGGAUAAUCUUUAGGCAACGAAGUUUUACAAGACUGCUUAACUCACAUGGCACAGUCAAAGAACUAGAAGUAGGAUCAUCAGUGGAAUCGGUAGAAAAAUUACACGAUUGUAGAGUGCAGCAUAUGCAACAAAGUUUAGAUUAUCCAUACUCAGAAUUAAGACAGUUUAGGUGAUAAUAUAAAAAAUCGCACUUAGAACAUUAAGCGUUCUUCUGAGAUCGUCGAGUAACUUUAUCACAAAACGGGCAGCCCAAACUAUGUUGAUUUGGACAACGAUUUAGCGAAAUAUUAUUGCACUCACCAGAUUUAUAAACUUUAAGCCUUGACUGGGUGUAACUCGGUUGGACUUUCCACAUUAAGCUGAUAGCCCACUCACGAGAGAUCUUUGUCUUAGCCAAGACAGGAACAGACAAUUCUCAUUAUAGACUAAUUUUUUAUCUUGGCAAAAAUAUAUAUUUCCGGAAACAGCAUAUUAAAACGAGUAAAAUUGCUAAAAAGGUUUUGGUUGCGAAAUGUUGUACAAUGCGGAGCAUAUAUAGCCUUGCAAAGUUCGCAAAUUUUGUAAACUUUUGUAUUCCGCUCGCAAUACAAAAGUAUACACAAUUUGCAAACUUUGCAAGGCUAUAUUUUCCGCACUUUACAACAUUUCGCAACCAAACUUUGCAAUUUUACUCACUUUAGUAUGCUCUUUCUAGCCGGAGUGAUUUAUUUGCAUCUCCUUGCUUAGUUUUUAAAUUAGUCUAUAAAGGGAAUUGUCUAUUGAACAAUUUGGGCGAUAAAUCAGCUCUGGACCAAUAACAGAAUUAAAUAGAUGUUGAAUAGGCAUUCAAUUUCUUGCCACUGACUGCUUCCUCUCUCACAAACAGUAAAUAAGCUAAAAUUAUUUAAUUUUUGGUGUAGAUGUCUUGCUCAUAAUAAAUCCUUGUGAAAUACUUUAGAAACCUUAGUCAUAGGAUUUUUGACUAGCAUUUGUUUGAUUAAGACUGGUGAUAUGAACAAAUUGUGCAUGACAUGAUGAAGGAAAUAUUGAUUAACAUUUUUUCACAUAUCACUGCUUAUCCCUUCUUUUAUAACCAUUACUGUAUUAUUACCAGGGACGUAGCGAAGCAUGUGAAGUUGGGGGUUGGUGUCGUAGGAUUUAACCUGAAAUUUGAACUUCAAUAUGUUAAAAAUUUUCCUGAAAUGUAUUAAUUAUAAUGGAGAAUAUUUUUGAAGACGAGGGGGUAUGGGGUCCUCCCCCAGAAAAUUUUUACAUUUUUGAAGCUCGAGGUCUGCAUUUCUGGCGUUUUCUAAAGCAAAUUUGCAAACGAAUUGGAUCUGAAUGGACUGUAUUUUACAAAAAUACGCAAAUGUUACCUGAAAAUCUCAAAAUUUUAACUUGAAUUUUACCUGAUUUUAACCUGAGUUUCAUAGUUGGGGUUAUACCCCACACUUUCGAUCGCCAAGUCCCUGAUUAUUGCCAUAAAUUUACAAUAGCAGUUAUCCUAAAAAAUUGCAGAUUCUGAAAUAUCUGAAAUCUAUGAAGUAGCCCUUAAAAAGAGCCCAAGAAAUGAAGAAUUAUGUACACAUCUUUUUAUGUCUUAUGUAAGAACGUCACAGUUCAAGAAACAACAACAGGUAAUAUUGAAUAUAAGUAUAUAAAACUUGUGUAUACCAAAUUAGCUUUCGCGCAUUCUGAUUGGCUAGUUGACCAGAUGAAUCUGCGAAAAUUUACUAGCAGAUAAACAGUGACGCUUUUCAAAAAUAAUGAUUCCGCAAAUUUGGUUUCGAAAUCGACGAAAUAUUGAAACAAUCGUCCCCAGAAAACGAAGAACCACGAACAUUUUGUGUUUAACUUGAUAGGUCUUUUAUUUUUACUAUGAAAAACAUAUUCAAGGACAAUUUAAAACUUAUUCACUUGAAACAAAUGGCAAAAACUAUCCCGACUGUUGGGAAAAACCUGCCGUGAUAUUCUUUUAAAAAUCCUAUCGAUAUCUCAAUUUGUACGGUAGUUUUUGUUUUGAUGUGUCAUGUUUUUAUUGUGCUGUAUGGUGUCCUGACGCUGUAUUGUGUUUUCGAAAGUUGUGAAGAGAAAACGAAGAACCACGAACAUUUUGUGUUUAACUUGAUAGGUCUUUUAUUUUUACUAUGAAAAACAUAUUCAAGGACAAUUUAAAACUUAUUCACUUGAAACAAAUGGCAAAAACUAUCCCGACUGUUGGGAAAAACCUGCCGUGAUAUUCUUUUAAAAAUCCUAUCGAUAUCUCAAUUUGUACGGUAGUUUUUGUUUUGAUGUGUCAUGUUUUUAUUGUGCUGUAUGGUGUCCUGACGCUGUAUUGUGUUUUCGAAAGUUGUGAAGAGAAAACGAAGAACCACGAACAUUUUGUGUUUAACUUGAUAGGUCUUUUAUUUUUACUAUGAAAAACAUAUUCAAGGACAAUUUAAAACUUAUUCACUUGAAACAAAUGGCAAAAACUAUCCCGACUGUUGGGAAAAACCUGCCGUGAUAUUCUUUUAAAAAUCCUAUCGAUAUCUCAAUUUGUACGGUAGUUUUUGUUUUGAUGUGUCAUGUUUUUAUUGUGCUGUAUGGUGUCCUGACGCUGUAUUGUGUUUUCGAAAGUUGUGAAGAGAAAAGUGUAUUAAAACUUAAUUUCAAGCAAUAGUUUUACAUUUCAUUUUACCAAUUUUCUUAGCCAUUUCCUGCACAUGCAUAUUAAAGGUAAACAGAAACUAUUUUUUAAUUCUGAUUUAAGUCAUUCCAUUGUUGCAUGUGUUUAUAUUCUAAGCAGAGGUUUAUUGAGAAACACAACUUUGUAAUAAAUCAAUAAAGUCAGACAGGAAGCCAUUUUGUGUGCACAAGAAACACUGCAACACUAAAACAGUGUAACCGUGAACCGACCGAAAAUAGUUUUAUUUCUGAAUUUUAAUUAAACUGAUAUUUGAUACAGUGAAUAUCCAGUAUUCACCUCGCCUUUAUCUCGGUGUCUCGACUUCGUCCCGUCUCGGUAAUAAUCGUAUAUUCACCUCGAAUUUGUUAAUUAUCUGAGUAUUGAUAACUAAUAUAAAAUAGCUAUUUUCAUAUAGUAUUAUAGUCGAUGGAGAGUUAUGCAUCCAUCACGUUUUUUUUUGUAUCAUUCCAGGUAGCAAUGAGUUUGUAUAAAAUGUUUCAGAAAAAUCCUUAUUACUUCUGGGUUGUCAUGAGCUAUGUCCUGCAGGUUUGUUGAAGUCUAAAAUGUUGGUACCUCAUGCGCAUGAUAGUGUUUUGAGAAAAAUAGAAUAAAUAACUUCUAUUCUGCAACCAGGUAAUAAAAGUAAAUUAGUCAUGCGGAUUUUGCAUGUCAAAACAAAGUGUAAGCAAAAAUAUUAAAUGUCAUUGCAGUACACUGGUUUGAUAUGGAUGCUAGGUGAUAAAGACAAAACGCAUAAAAUAUAUUAAACAUUAUUAACAUGUUGAAUUUUUGAGAUUUGCCAUCAAAUGAUAAACCUUGACAAACUAAUUUAUACAAAAUCUUUAUUUUAUUUGCACAUUUUUAAAUUAUUACACUUCUCGAAGGGAAAGGGUAUUAAAUCACAAUUUUUCUGUUUUCCGGUCGAGAAAACGACCUAUGUUCAUGGUGUUUACCGCUUACCUAGAUCGCUGGCCGACCUAAAAUGGCCGCCGUUAAUAGAGUGGACGAUAACAAACAGCAUGUUUUUUACUUUUUUGUUUAAUAUUGUUACAGUUUUCCUUGAAUUUUGCAACGCAUCAUACAAGAGAGUAUUCGUAGUAUAGUGUUCAGUCUAUGUGUGGGUAUUACAUUGGUAAGGUCCUCGCCUGUCUACAGACAUUUUGAAUUAUUUAAAAUUCUUAGUUUUAUUAUACGGGCAAAAUUGGCGACAAUGUUUAUUGGUUAUAACGUAUUAUCACUGUGUUUCCUCCCAGAAAUAAUUAAUAUAUAUACGCAGUGGUCUUCCUUGACCAAUUGGGAUAACGCAUUAAGUGUUUUUCCGUGUUUGACGUUAUUAUAUAAGAAAGGUCUAUUGCAGAUCAUGAGUCAUGACAUUUUUUUACUAAUUGAAAGGCCCAAAGGGAAUACAAAUAUAAAGUCAGUUAUUUAUACUAAAAAAUGACACCAUUGCAAUAAUACGUAUAGCAUUGUUAAGAACUCCGAGACGAGUUAUAGAGGAAAUGGUCCAGUCUGGGAUAUUGUUAUAAAUAACAUCACGUGAGAUGAACGUUUUAUGAACAUAAUAAUAAUACUAGAAGCAUUUAUUUAAACACGAUGGUAAAUUUACAGCAUAGCUGAUGUGAUCGUGCACGUGAAACUAACUACAAUAUAGAAAUAUAAACAUAAAUACAUCUACGUGAUCUAACAGAACAACAAAUUACACGUCAUAUAUCUUAGAACAAUUUUACACAAUCUCUAUAUACAUAUUAACUACUGGCGUCCCAUUGUAGCACAAUUGUUAUAUUAUAUAUGACUAUCUAGUGUUUAGUCAAUAAUACCAAAACAUCAACUGUUUAGGAAAUAACGACGAAAUACAUUAGACAUGCAAGUAGAAGUAUACUCUUAGCGAGAUUAACAUGCAUUACUAUAAAAUAUAACUAUAAGGCUAUUAAAGCAGGGUUUGAUUAAAUUUAGCAAUAAAUUAGCUAGUUAUAUAUUAAUUAUUACUGUCUAUAAUUGCAACAGCCUUGACAUAUACUUUUUGAAUUUAGCAAGAGUUUCAGUUGAUAACUUUCUCUAGCGAGUUCCAGAGAGUGACAGCCUGGCAAGAUAUGGAUUUUUUCAGACAGUCCGUGUUAGGUUUCGGUAGUCAUUUUAUUUCUAAGUUCAUAGCGAUGGCUACUUUUUAUGAAUAGAGACUGCACUGUUGCAGGAACUAGAUUAUAAUAGUUUUUAUAAGCUAAGUAUAACAGUUGUUGUUUAAACAUACUAUUCAGCGUAAACCACUUUACUUUGGCAAGAACAUCUUUUCUUGAGGUGUACCAAUCCAGGCCAAAGAUGACUUUCGCUGGCCGAACAUGCAUGUAUUCGUUCCAACUCGUCGAACAAGAUCUUUCCACAUGAACCCCAUAUCAAAAUUCCGUAUACGUGAUUGAAGGUAACACAACUUUGAAGUAAAAAUCUAGCUUCGCAUUAAUUGGCACGAAGUACAAUGAUUUGAGUAGAUUGAGUUUUUGAGCCCAACAACGCGCAAGCUAGGGAGAAAAGGAAGUGAUAAUCUCAGUUAUAUAGUUAUUCAGCUAAAAUAUAUACACCCAGUGGUAGAUAGAGUUCUUCAUCAGUACCUAUAUGUUAGCCAUUAAUUGAAACUGGCCGCUAUCGCUGUAUGUUCCAAGAAUCCCGACUGAAUGAAUACGAUAUUGCCGCGGUUAUCCAUUAUUAUUUGGGUUGAAAAGUUGUGGUAUCUGCAAUGGCGACUGUAAAAUAACUGCUGAGGUUCAGUCUACGGUCUUCGUAUCCUAUAACGGAUUCCAUCAAUGACAGCCACUGCCCCUGGAAACAUAUCCCUUAUCCCAAUGAAUAGCCAUUUCCAACCAUUGUUCCGCCGCUGGCCACUUUACUUGUUCUUUGAAAUAGCUCCAAAGAACAGGAAGCAGAAACACAAUUUCUCUUUCAACCGUUGUUGGACUGAUCAUGAACAACCCACUAAGCAUUGCAACUUCUGGAAAUGAACAUCAAAAGUAUUCUGUUCCAAACAUCAAAGGUAAAGGGGUUCUCUCGUACUCUUAACCGCCGGCGUCGGGUGUACAUGGUGGCAUGCAUAGCAUCUCGUACAAUCUGGUUGAAGGAUUCUACGCUUUCGCCGGUCAAACUUCAAAAUAGGCGUUUGCAUCUUACCAGUUGAUUGUAAAAGUCUCUUCCCGGGAAAUAAGAGCCAACAAAAUCGGGAUACGGAAUUCGAUCGACGCGAGCUCUCGGUAAAUUGGAUUGGGCGCAUUGUUGGUCGUCGAACGCACAAAAAAGCUGCCCAACAAGUACAAUGUGUAAUGACUAAUUAUGUAUGUAGACAGCCAUAUAUUCCCAUUGGUAUUCUGCCAACGAUUUAAUUUGAAUUUCCAAGUUAUGCAACGUUGAUUAAUGCACAUUUGUUUAUUGCAUUUUAAUGUUAAUUUGGUUGUACCAAACAUGGCAUUUCAAUGUUUUCGUGCGGCAAGAACUGCAGACGAAGAAAGGUGUCUGCUUGCAGACGCAACACCAGACCCAUUGCACAUGACAUCACAGCGUCGGUUACCAUGCAUCUGGAGGACAAACGAGUAAUCUAUGCACAAUAUAACUUUUGUAAACAAAGCAAAUUUUGUAAAAUUUUAUAAUAAUUUUGUAUUGAAAUGGUUAAUUUUUGCGCUUUGCCGAACAGAUAUUGUUAGGGAGCGUCUGGAGGACAUUCUAAGAAUUUGUGACGUCAGUGUAAUGGGUCUAUACGAAAUGGGCUUUGAAGCAAAAUGAUGAACGGUAUACCCGCCGAAAAGUUUGUACUUGUUGGUAUGUGCAAAAAAUUGCCAUUUACUGGAGUUGAGGAAGCAUAAUGGCGUCAGUAUUUUGGCGAAAGGAGAUCGAACGUUAGUAGCUUUGGAUUCGCUCAUCUCUGAAUUUCAAAAAGUGGCAUCGUGGUAGCAUGCAAGAAAGAGGAGCGCAAGGAAGUCACAGCCAAAGAGGAGAGUUUACUCUGGGAGAAAGGACUAUUAGGAGCCACAACAGCUGACUCGUUACUUCAUAUACUGUAUAUUAGGGCCAUUUAUACGAGCGAAAAUAAGUCGCGGCCUAAAUAAGCCGCGAACAACUCGUAUAAACAGUCAAUUUGCAACAAGCCGCGGCUUAUUUAGGCCUAGCUUUCAACUCUGGGCUUAUUUUAGCCGCGGCUGAUUGCGAAUUGACUGUUUAUACGAAUCGUUCGCGACUUAUUUAAGCCGCGGCUUAUUUUCGCUCGUAUAAAUGGCCCUAUUGUUACAAUGGGAAAAUUUUUGAUCUGAGAGCUGGGGAGAAUAGAUUGCUUAGAAAGUGUAACAUAAUCAUACAAGAAAAUUUUAUUAUUUUUGAUGAGCGUCUUUCAUGGUGGAUUGAACGAUUUGACCAACAGUCCUCGUUAAAGUGAAAGUUGAUGAAUUAAUUAGGUCACCAAGACAUCUCUAUCAAAGUUAAUGAUUAAUUAGCUGACUAGGAUAUCUGUAUCAAAGUUGAUUAAUUAAUUAGCUCACUAUUGGACAUCUGUAUCAAGGUUAAUUUAAGAAUUUAUAAUUCAACAACCCCAGCUUUUCCCAGUUUUGAAUUCAAUAUCUCUCUUCAAGCUUAUGAGAAUGUUGAACUUUAUGGGGGAUUACAGAUGUAUACAUGUGACCGAAAUGCUGCGACCUAAUUAAUUAUUCAUGAUUUUACAAAUUAUCAUGUGAAAUAUAGCUACACGGUAAAGCAAGGGGAAAUGGAUGACGACAUGGUCAUUGUGAAUCUUACUAUGCUUAACAUAAAUGCAAUUUGUAACAAUUUGUGCUCUUCUUCAUUUAUAUACCACUUAUAUAUUUUGACGAGUUAGUGGAAAAGAGGAAUGUUGAGGCUCGAUUGAACGUCCUCCUGAACACAUUAGAACAUCUUUUCCAACCAUUUUAUCAGCUAAUUGCUUUGACAGCAACCUGCACCCACAAUUCCUUGCUACCACCGCGACUCUAGAAUGUUUCUUCGUACACGGCGAGGUGGCAUUUUGACAUCCUACUUCUUUUUGCUUUUAUCUACAUGUAGUUUACUUGUUUAGAAAUUAUUGUCGAUGAUAUGCUACAUGCAUGCUAUCUCCAUGAUUUAGGAAUUUUUGAUCAUUCAAUUUUUAACGCUUUGAUCAUUUCCUAUGAUUUACGUCUUUAACUAUACGACAUAUGUGAAUAUGUGCAGGGUUUUGGCACAAGUUUGGUCUUUUGCACAACCUAACAGAACAACGAAAGCGAACAACUAAACCAUGGUCUGGCAGGCAAGGGAGUUAGUGAUAUUAUUCCAGUUGAUCAUAACAAGUUGUUUUGCAGAUCUAGCACGUUUAGUCUUUACUCUUAACUCUUUUCUUUAAACUCAAGGCAUUUUAUUUUUUACCAUGGGAACUGUAUGCAUGGUCGAUAUGGAAUGGUGGCAAAAUCGAUCGGUGAAUUAAUCUACUGUGCAUUAUCUCGAACGAUUUAGAACGCUGUGUGCUAAAUAACGUCAAAUACCGUAUACUAGAAGCAGUCAACAUGGGUUUAUAUCUGGACGAUCUUGUGUGACUAACCUGAUUGAUGCCCUCAACUACGUUGGGUCAUUUCUGGAUCGUGGUGGACAGAUUGAUAUGAUUUACAUGGACAUGUCAGAAGCUUUCGAUAAGGUCAACCACGAUGUACUGAUCCAAAAGCUGCGUAACGACUAUAUAUGGUUUUGGAGGCAACCAUCUCAGAUGGUUCCGCUCAUAUCUGAUAAAUCGUAAGCAGCGCGUAACAGUGUCAGGAGCUGCGUCAAUCCCUCUGUUUGUAACCUCUGGAGUGCCACCUCUUCUAUCCACUUCUAUCCACUUCUAUCCUCAGCCCAGCAUUGUUUAUCUUGUUCGUCAACGAUCUGCCAAGUACUGUGAAAUCAAAUCAAGUUCAGGCUUAUCAUUUAAUGGGACUAAAUGCAAAGCAGGCAGUUACUCGUAAUGCAUAGCCUGUGUACAGCCGUUACUCUCGACGAAACGCGCGAGAGAACGUCUGAGUUGGAUGCAUAAUCCUUGUUCAAGUCACGUGGAUAGUUCCCAGAUUUGGGGACCGGCCUCUGAUUGGACAGUGCUUUAUUUGAAUAAUUUAUGACAAAUGAAGCUAUUUCAUUGGUUAAUUAAUAACUAGCAUGCGGUUCAAAAUAACAACACAAAAAUUUUAAAACUCCAGAUCAUAGCUGUAUAGUUAUUUUGUUUAUAUUUAUUGAUAUCAGAAAUCAUGUUCAUAUUGCAGUCUCUUCUCUACCGCAAUCAACUGUAAGUGAGCCACCAUUUUUUAUGAUAAAAAGAGACAGAAUAAGAGUAUAUAUGAAAUUGAUAUAAAAUUGCUGAGGUAAAUACUGUACCCACAUUUAAUGUAUCAUGUAUGCUAAAUGAAAAAAUACAUACAAUCUGUAAAGAAAAUUUAUUAACUUAUGAAGCAAUCCUAUAAUUCUAAGAUGUCCUGUGACUAAUGCACCAUAUAACAAAAUUUUAACGGAACAUAAUAAUUCUAAAUGCUGUGACUAUAAAUGUACCAUAUAACAAAAUUUUAACAUCCCUUAAAAAAACAUGCACGGUCACUCACGAAAAAGCUUUACGAUAUUACUUUGGGCAAUCUUCUAGGAUAUAACAAAAAGAUUUUUUAUCGGACAAUUUUAACUUAUCAACAGUCAGUCAGUCAAAGUCAAACAAACGGUUUCUCUUCACCCUGUAGAAAGCCGCCAUCUUUGUUUUACGACCUGUUCGCAGGCGUACAGCGCUAAUUAGUCGACCUGGGGCCGGUUGUAUAAAACUCUUAAUCACUUUUUUAAUUACUAUUUUGUAGUUAAAUAGUGAUUAACUCUCAAAUACGUGCUUCUUAUUGGAUGACAUUUCCACUUAACUAUGAUUAACUUUAAUCACUUCUUUAUACAACCGGCCCCUGAGUGUUUAACGUACACACACACAACUCGAUAGCAUGUAGUAUCUAGCGCUACGCGCAGAUACAAAAACAUUGUGUUGGGGUGUGAAUAUCCUGUGAUUUAGACAAUGAAUAAUAACAUAGCAACAUUGCAUAAAUAGACACAUGCAGUACAGCAAGAAUAGAUGGAAAUUUCGAGUGUGAAUUUUAGACAUUAACGUAUAAACUUAACACUCGUGAUUUUCAUCUAUAACAUCCUUCACAUGCAUCCAAAAAUCCCGAUAUACCUUACCAUGGUAUCACCUUAGAUCAGCCGAUCCUGACCAUUUGUCAUUCGGGGUAUAUAUACAUUAAUUUGUGGUUAGAAGUCAACAACUGGACUCUCUCUCCUCUUUUUAUUUAUUAGGCAAGUGUUUGUGAUGAUGAGAACAUCAAAAUUAACAUGUUGUUACCUCUAGCUGAGAAGAUGAUGUUAAAAUUUGUCGAUCAGAGUAAAAUUGAAAGUGAUGCUGAAGUGCAUCUCUACCUUAUGGUCUUGGAAAUGCAAAAUAAACAGAAGACUGCUUUAGAAGCUAUAAAUGGCCCAUUAGGUAAUGUUUUGUUUUUACCUACUUAGGAAAGAAAUAGAACUAGAUGUGCAUGUGUUAUCCGUGUGUAGAUAGGCAUGAAGACAUGAAAAGUAAUUACUUUACUUCAUCAAUCACAUUAACUAAACAUAUACAUAAACCCAUCCCCAUGCAGGAGGUCAUCGGCAGCUUCUGAGUGUGACGCAUGACAUCUCCCCUCCUUUGCCAACAACGAGGUCAUACAACUUAUAAAAUUAAUGGUAAUUGUGUUCUGUGCCGCCUCAUAGGAUAGAGCUUGACUAACGACAAAGGCUAGGGUGAAUGGGGGUCCUCUGGCUUUCUUUGACCAUCCUGAUAGAUAGAUAGAUAGAUAGUUUUAUUAAGAAUUAACAUUGAAGCCCAAAGGCUUAAUUUCGUUAAUUUUACAAAUAUCAUAGAUCGAUAUUAUAAAAUGUACUAACUAGUGUUCUAAAAUUGAGAAUUACUUUAUACUUGUAGUGAAUUAUGUACAAUAAAACUCUUCCUAUGUUGUUCAAUUCAAAAAUAUACAUAUGCGCAGACUUAUAAUUAUUACUAAAACACUCUCACUGUAAUGCUAAAAUUUAAAGUAGGUUAAAAAACUAGCAUAUUCAUGGUAACACAGAUUCAAAGUUAUUCAAAAAAACUUAUUAGAAUUAUGAGUGAUAAAACUGUUUCUAAAUCUGUUCGUUUUGUGAAAUGGCACGUUAAAUUUCCUAUUUUUACGCAAAAAGUGGCUAUUAUCGUUAUUUAAUGGCGGUAACAAAUCUGUUAAUUUGUGCUCAGGAUUAUUGACUAUGUUCUUAAAAAGUUUUGUUGUUAAUUCCUGUCUUCUAUCGUACAGUGAUGGGUGUUCGUGUUCCUCAAGGCUUCUUUGUAGUGUUGAUCUGGAAAUAUUAUUCGAAAAGCUCGUUUCUGAAGUCUUUCAAGAUCAUCAGACAGAUAUUUGGGUAAUGAGUCGUGAAAUGCUUGGCACGCAUACUCGAUGACUGGUCGAAUGCAGGUGGAGUAGAAAAGGAUUAGGUCGUUAGCUGGUAGUUUCGCUCGUUUUAGUUGUCUUAAAAAAUAUAGACGAGGUGCGACCUUUUUACAAACGUGUGAAAUAUGACUAUUCUACUUCAGGUUAUUUGAGAUGGUUAGACCCAGCAAUUUUACCGAUGUUACACGUUCGACAAUUUUGCCAUUAAUAGUAAUUGGCUGGAAUUCACGUGUGGAUGGUGCGAAGCUUAUACAAAACUCUUUGCAUUUUUAUUCGUUUAUCUGAAAGCCAUCGGCUGUUGAUUUCUGGAUAAACUCAUCUACGUACUUUUGUAAGUUACUUGGGCCAUCGCUACAAACUGAUUCCGACAAGGUUGAGUCGUCAACAUAUUUCAUAUAAAUCAUUAACAUCCUUAACACUUAGAUCAUUAAUCAUAAUACAAAAUAACCAAGGACCGACCUUUGUGCCUUGGGGGACGCCGGCUGGGACCUUGUCCCAUUCGGAAUGGCAAUCUUGGGCGAGUUUUACCCUAUGUUCUCGGUCAGUCAGAAAGUCCAAGAUCCAAAGCAUGACAGACCUCGGUAUGUUAUACUUUGUUAACUUCUCCGAUAAAAUAUUGUGAUCUAUUAAAUCAAACGCUUUACGGAAGUCAAACGUCAUAACUCGAGUUGUUGAACCGUUACCAUCCGUAUCCUUAUUCCAAGUGUGUAGCAUGCUUAUAAGAGAAUAUGUCGUACAACUAUCCGACACUGUCUCAAAUUGUUUACUAUCGAUCAAUUCCAUCACUGCUGGCUUCACAUAAAUCAUUACAACAAAUUCUUCUGCGAGUUUCGAUAGAAUAGGUGUAAGUGAAAUAGGGCGUAAUUGACGAUUGAUAUCCUGGAUGGGCUUUUCUUUCGGUAUUGGAACUACGUCCGCCUUCUUCCAAACUGGUGGUAGGGAACAUUCCCGAUAUGAACUGUUCAAAAUGGCCGCUAUCGGGCCAGCUAAUAGAUCUGCGUUUUCUUUUAAGAGCCACGACGGUAUACCAUCCGGACCGUGAGCUUUUUUGGGAUUAAGUUUGAGAAGAUUUUGAAAAACAGCAUUCGAUGUUACAGUAAUUACUGUAUCACUUUGUGCAGGUUGGAUGAGAUGUUGACGAGGAUAACGGCACAUGUGGGAUAACAGCACAUAUCUAGUCAUAGGGGGCCAAAAAGGCCUUAUUAAUCUCGUUAGCUAAAUCUCUUUUAUCUGAGCUAGAAGGGUCAUCUCCUGGUCUCAGAGCUUUCACAAUUUCAUCUGAGGUUCCCCCGAUUACAUUCAUUCCACUAAGCUUUUUAACCUCUUUCCACCAUGCUGAUGGUUUACAUUGUUUUAAAUGGUGGACGCUAUUUUCGUAAUAUUUUGUCCGACAUUUUUUUCUUUGGCGGUUGAUUUGAUUCCUCAGCUUUUUAAAUUCUGUAGUUCUUUUCUGUUAAGGGCUUUUUGUCGUUUCCUUAUAAGACCUUUCAAAGUCGUGUUCAUCCAUGGAGGUUCAUUUAGUCUGACAGUUUUAUUACGUAGCGGCAUAAUUGAAUCCAACCCAUUGUUGAUUAUUGUUUGGAAUAGGGAUGUUUUUUUCUCUUUACAUGAGUUGACUGUGUUAAGCAAGGUAGGAAUGUCUACCAUCUCUAUAUAUUUCCUUACAGCAAAGCGAGAACUAGGUCUCAAGUCUUUCACUGAUGCUGUUGAUGUUCCUUGAACUUGUGACCGUUUAAUUGGUCUAGUCUCAAUGGUCACGUGAUCGGAUAACCCGAACGGAGCACAUUUGGUAGGUUUGUCGUAAUAAGUGCUAAGGUUUGUUAGGACUAUAUCCAGCGUAUUAUUCCCACGUGUGGGGAAGUUUACGAGUUGUUUCAGAUUAUAACACGAUCUUAGUCUGGACACGUUUAACUUAUUAAAUUCACCAAGGAUAACAAGGCCACAGUUGGGAAAACGCGACUCUAAUAGUGACAAACAAUUUGAAAGAUAGUCCAACGUGUCUGAAUUGUCUGCGCUGGGAGGGUGGUAUACUGUGCCAAUUAUCAAGUUAGUAAUUCCUCUGGGUAGUAUUCCUCUAUUAGGUCGGAUGUUGAUCCACAGUACUUCAAAUGAACUGUUAUAGAGUUUAUCAAGCACUGUAAAAGCUAUGGAAUCUUUUAUAUAAACACAAACACCACCAUGGGUGCCUUCGACCCUGUCUCUACGAAUUAGGUUAUAUCCUUGUAUACUGAUGAUAUUAUCGUGAAUGUGACUUUGCAGCCAAGUUUCUACCAAACUGACAAAUUCGUAAUUACCACAGCGUAUUACUUCACGUACUUCUUCUAUUUUUGGAGACAGUGACAUCACAUUUGAUAGCAGAAACGAAGGGACAUAUUCUGUCUCGGACCCCUUAGGUUUAUUGGUCGAAAGGUCUAUAGAAAUAGCGGGGUUAUGUCCUUUAAUCUCAUGUAUAUAGUUCGAUUGAUCUGUACUAUUCAAUACAACCGGGGAGGCCAGGUAGGGACAUUAAUGGGGGGAAGGAGGGGGUCACAAACCUGGGGGCAGGACAUAAAAAAGGAAACCUUACGUCUUGUCCAAUGCUUGGUUGACAAAGGGGAGCGGGUGGGUAGAUGGGGCAUAUGGAGACAUAUUUCUUGGUCGCGCUGACGGUUGGGGUUGUAUGGGAUGUAGAAAGUUGCAACUUGUUCCUUUCAGACAAAAACCUCUUUUCUUCAAAAAUGGACACGGCACUUCACUUUUAAGCGCAUUCACAUUUUUUUCUCUGCCAGGGUUUUGGUGAGAAUAAUCGCGUUUGCUUUGCUUUUACACACCAACCCCUUCCAAACAAAUAUGGGCACGGGAUCGAGCUUUUUCGAGUUUGCUGGAACGAUUCUUUAGGCGUUUUAUUAGUUGUAGUCAAUUUUCCUAUUUCAUGUAAUUGUUCUCCGCGGCAGGAUGAUGGUUUCUCAACAGAUAAGUUUAUUACAUUAGCCGACUCACUGAUGUUAUUUUCGUGAUACUGAUUACUAGUACGAGUGGAAGGUUCGUCGUCUUUGUUAAUUACGAUAGCGGGAUUGAGGGCUUUGUUUUCUGCAUCAAUCAGUUGCGGUUCAUCUAAAAGAAUUAGUGAAUCGCCUGAUGCGCAGCCUUUGUUCUCAUGGAAUUGGUUGUUUACAAUAGAGGGUGAUUUACAAACAUUGUUAGCAAAGCUAAUUUUACCCCCAGUAUUGUUUUCCUGAUUGUUAUACGAUGCGGCAGGGAUUAAAUUUAUAAAAGAUUGUAAUUUCGACUUAAAAAAUGUAUUAUCCUCGUAGAGUUUGCAUAUAAUUUCAUCUUGUUUUCGGAUAGUAGCUUCAAUAUCACGUUGCUUAUUUCGGAUUAAACUUAGUUCUGAAAGUAUCUCGUCGCUCGGGUUAGCCAAGUUAAGACGUGAUUCUAGGAUUGCUAUAUCCAAUUUCAAACCUUCCAAGCUAGCUACGGCAACUCCGCCCGAGCAUUUACAACUACAGCUACACGGUUAGAUUGUUGAGGACGAUUCGUACUUCGCAUGGUUCUUAGGUGAUCUCUAAAUGGUUUCAUUGAACAAGGGUGGUACUGGGCGAUAUAUCUCUUCGGUUUUUUGCGGAAACACGGAAUUAACAAUUGAAAAAUGAAAAGGUCGGCUGAUUUUUCUGCAUUGGUGGAGGUAAUGCGAACUGAGAGAAUGGUAUUAUUAGUUGUGUUAGAAACUAAUAAUAAUUUGUUGUGGGAUUCCAGAACUUAGUGCUUGUUUUAAAGAGUGACCAUGGGAAACGUUUUGGAUUGGAAUACAAUGUUUCUAUCUAACAAUUAAAUUAUUUUACAAUGUUUUUGAAAUAUUAAAUUGAUUGAACUUCCUUAGCUUCGCGCGGAAGAUUAUUCCAAAAUUUAGCACCACUGUAUUUAAAAGUUAAAACCUUUUUUUAAGAAAUUCUUGUCUCGGUUUAGGAUCAUUUCUGAGGUUAUAAUAACUUUGUAGAGAAUUCCUCCUCAUCAGCACCUCAUUCAAAUUUGGUGCACUACAAUUGUUCAGAUUUUUAUAUAAUGUUGCCUUGCUCAUGCCUUGUCUGGAAUCUAAAUUUUCCCAUUCAAGAGCCCAAAAACGUCGGCAGACCUGAUGUCAUAGCUACCACCAGCUAUUAUUCUAGCUGCCCAUUUUUAAAAACUUUUUUAACUUAUCUUUCAGUGUUUUGUUACUUUUUAAGCUUUUGUAACUUAUCUUUCAGUGUUUUGUUACAAGUAUCCCAAAGUGGAGAACAAUAAUCGAAAUAAGGUUAUAUCAAAAUGCUAUAAAUGUCAUAGGGAGUGCCACAAGGGUUCACCCUCGGUCCGUUGUUGCUGUUCGAGAAUCAUCUCUUCAAUGCUUUGACUACUGUAGUUUAAAGAUUGCUACAUUUGCUGAUGAUACGAAAAUCUAAGACAAUCAAUGCCAUCUCUGAUGCAUCUGCUCUUCAGAAUGACCUGUCAGAAUUUGAGGAAGGCUCGACCAACGUCAACAUGGAGUUAAAUGUAAGCAAAUGCAAAGUGUUGAGAGUCACCCGUAAGCACAACAAAAUCAUCUACCCGUAUGCGCUGCAUGAUGCCAUUAUAGGACGGACAGUGAGCGUGUUCUUGGGAUAUUAACUUCAUCUAGUUAUUCGCAGACGUUCUUAUAGCUCUAACCCUCGCUAACUAACGUCUGCUGAAACGAGCUGCACAUUCCAUUCCCUUUGUUUUAGGAGCCAAUCAUCUGGCAGUGUUCAAAAGAGUUAGAUCCAAUUGGAAGCCGCCUUAUUGAGGGUUUAGCUACUGGGGAAAGCCCUUGCACAUGGGAAUAUAUUGUUUGGGUUGAAAUUUGUUUACUUGCGUGGAGAUAUUUUGGAAACUAUAGCCUUGAACUUCACGAUGUUUACGUAGAAUAAUAUUGUGAUCAUCUUCUCGCAUGUUCUGCAAACAACCGGCGUAUAUAAAAUGCAAAAGCUAUGCAACAGGCGAAAUUUUAAAUUUUGUUAACAAUGACAAACAAGCAAUCGGGAAACUCGAGAACGAGUAGAUCGGGAUAUGUCCAAAUGUUGCUAUUCAAUUUUUCCGAUAUGCCAUGGCUUCGACGAAAAAUUGUAAAAGAUUAAUCUUUCGUUGCAUGUAGAAAAGUAUAGCGAAGUUACAUGUAUAAACGUUUCGAAGUUUGGGCGAACUGGAAAAGUUUCUCGGGUUUUAUUGUGUUGUGUUUACAUUCAAAAGUCAGAAGUCGUUGCUCAAACAGCAAAUUAGUUUACUUUGAAACUAAUAUUUCGCUUUCUAAGCCACAGUAUUAUAUCAAAUUUUCUGUCUUCUGAGUUCUGUUGUCUUAAAGAUAUAUAUCUGUCAAAAGUUCAAAUUUCAGCGAAAUAUAUUAUGCAUUUGAUGCUGUCGCCACUAGAUUAAUACAGUAUGCCCUCGAGUAUGCCAUCCUGUCCACGUUUUAAAUAUAACCGAACAUCUUUAAUAUCCGAUUCUGAUAAUUAAUGGCGCAUUUUAUUUCCUGGACAAGUAUCAAUGUCUUUAAAUUCAAUUUAUGUGCAAUUUUGACCAAAAUUCAACCGACGACUGCUUUCAAAAUAUAAAAAUAUUUAUGUACUAUUUAUUCCGCUCGUAAAUCACUUUCCGAAAUAUAGAAGGUUCGCUGUGAUUGGUCGAUCGGAGGGAAUGGAAUGUGCAGCUCGUUUCAGCAGACGUUAGUUAGCGAGGGUUAGAGCUAUAAGAACGUCUGCGAGGGAGACUAGCCUAACUUGGUCUAAACAUGUCGAGUACCAUGCAGUGCGCCAAAGCCUGUGGACUCAUGAGAAUUGACGAACAUUUCCUACCUCCACCAGCUAGUGUCAACAGCCAAAGAGAAACAAGAUCAUCCGAUCCUGACCAUUUGUCAUUCAGGACAACACGAUGCAAGACUUCAUUUCAAAAGUCCUAUUUAAAUAGAUGUACCAUAAUGUAGAAUGUACUGCCAAAGAACUUGACAGGCAAUAACACCAGCCGUAGAAUCGCUUGGCUAUUUGGCAUUACAGCAAUAUCAUCGUUUAUUUUACGAAGAUUAUGCUUUGAACCAAGUGAACGUACAUCAAUUUGGUUUUGGUCGAGUGAUGCUGUAAUUUGUUACACUUGUUAGCCAUUCCAUGAGUAAUUUUAUUCAUAUCGAUAUUUAAGAAAAAAAUAAGUUCCACAAGAAUUCUUAGCUGAUGUAAAUGUCUGUGUUUCAUCGCCAUAUAAGCACAAGAUAAUAAUGGCCCUAAGAUAGAUCGCUGAGGGACUGCUUCUAUCUUUUUGGAUGUUGACGUCAUGCCAUUGACAAAACACACUUGUUCCCUAUCAGAAGUGCAGGAUUUAAACCACUUUAAUUCAAUAUUUGAAACUCCAAAUUGAUUUUUUAUUUUGUGUAACAAGGUAUUAUGGUUUAUGGAAUUAAAGGCUUUCCAAAUAUUAGGAAAAACUACAGCGUUCCAGACGCCGUUAUUAUUUGCGUAUGGAUAAUUCUGGGUCCUCUACUGUUUUUACUUCACUUUAAUGGUGCGUAUUUGCCUUUGAAACAUUGUAGAAUAUUAUAAAUGCAUGCAGAUGACACAGUUUUAUAUUAUGCUCAUAAAGAGGUUAGCGUCAUUGAAUAAAAGAAUGAGCCGAUGGUUAACCUAAAAAAAGAUAAAAGGGAAUGAAUUUUUUUUGGAACCGGGAAAAACGUAUCCACAAAUUAUGACCAUGUCCGGAAUGUUAAGUUCAAAGAAGAAUUGGUGAACAAUGUCACUUCUUAUUCCUAUUUGGGAAUUCUUCUUGAUCGAACAUUAUGUUUCCGAGAUCAUUUCAACAAAAUCUAUUGCAGAGCUUCUGGAGGGGUCAGGCUUUUAUGGAAACUGAGAAAGAAGAAAAGUUGAAAAGCGUUGAGCGUAGAGUUCACUCCAUUAUCUUCCAAGGUGAGAAUCCAUAAAAGCUGAAAGUCAAAAUUUCAGCAAUUGGUGAUUGUCAAGUGAAAAAUUUGGAAAUUAUUGAUAGUAAUCACGUAACAAGAAAUAACAGCUUGAUAAAGCUUCCUAAAGUACGCCUUGAUUGUGCCAAAAAGAGUUUUUACCUUACUGGUGUAAAAUAAUAAGUGAUUUUAAUAAGUGAUUUUAAAGUUAAGUUACAACUUUUUAGAUGCUUACAUGCUUAUAAGCAUUCUAACUAUAGUUAGAAAUUUUUAUUUGGACGUUGAACUUUUAUAGCUUUUAACUUAUGAUAACUAUUUUUUAUCUAUUUUAGUCUUGAAUAUUGUGUAUUUUUUGUAGAAUGUUAAUUUUGCAUUCAGUUGUUUUUAAUAGGACCCUAGUUGAUAACAGUGAAGAUCAUUGAUUAGGCUUACUGUUUAACUCAAUGUUGCUUUCAUCUAUUAAUUCAGAAAGGCAUACGAGACAGAGGGCUGUAGUCCCUUCCAUCCCCCUGUCAGUGUAAAAGUUAGGAGAUUCUACUUAGAAAAUCGGGCAUUUUGCUAGGCCUGCUUGCCUCAGUACAAUGUAUUUUGUCAUGAUAUUAAAAUGUUUAGCUCUUUAGAUAUUUGUUUCUUUAAAUUAUAUUGAAAUUGUAUGCACUAGAGUGAAGGAGUUUUCGAUGUAUCUUAAAGAAUGGACUUCAGAAAUUCUAGCAUCAACUGUGUAGCAGCGAAUGGCAAACCUUUAAUGGAAAAAAAAAUCAAGCUAGUGACAUUAUUGUGAUCUGCAAAAUAUUUCGCUGUGCACAGUAAUCCGGUACUGCCUUUUUCAGGCAAUUGCGAUGACAAUAAAACGUCCAUUGGGCAACCACACAAUAUUCUAUGCUGUAAGCUAAUUGAGUACUUUUAGAAAUUUUGAAUGAAAAUCUAAUACGACAAAUGAAAACCAGAUAAGCAAAUGAAAACCAGAUAAGCAAAGUUAAUGUUUUGGUGUCCUUUCAAAAUAUGACUUGUUCUGUUUAAUCAUCAAGCUCACGUGUGGAACUGAUUUGCCAAUUUUGCCAUUAUCAACAAUAGGUAGCAUGUAUUUAUGUGAAACAUUUUGUCACGUUACUGGCAUUCAGGUGAUACUAUUUUCAGUGCAGGCAUUUCCUGUGGGAGGAACCCGGAGUACCUGUAGAAUUUUCAGUACUGUAUUGACUGGUUCUUUACAUGAAUAUCUUGAGUCUGGAAAUGAGAUUUGAACCCUCAGUCUCGGAGAUGCAAGGUACUUGCUUUGAUGAUUGCACCAGCAAAUCUCCCAGACAAUUAUUCCUACCUAAAAAGCCUUUUUUAGGGAGAUUUUAAUGUUCGAAACUGUGGGACCCAAUACCAAGUGGCCUUUGCUAGAAUCCCAAUGUUCUAUACAUAAUUCUAAACAGUUUUUGCAUUUUGAGGAAAUAUUCUUGCAAUUUGAUGAUUCACUGGGUUACAACACAGUUUAAUUUUGGCAUGCAUAUACUAAUGUUUUGCUUUUUUUAUUUUUAGCAACAUUUUUAUCUUCUUAUGCGAAUGAAAAGAAAAAAAUAGAAUAUUUACAAAAAUUGGAAAGGUGGAGUGAUGUUAAUCUCUCGUAUAAGAACCUAAUUGAAACAAGGUGUGUAUUGUUUGUUUGAAUGGUUGUAGUUAAAGGUGGCUUCAUAUAAUCCGACAAUUGGCUAAUGUUUAAAAUCCAAUCCGAUCCGAUCCGAAAUUGUUUAAUCCGAAUCCGAUCCGAUCCGAGUUUUGAUAAAGAAUUCCGAUCCGAUCCGAAGAAUCCUUUAAUAAAAUAAGUUUCUCAUUAAAGUGGAAAUAUUUAACCAAAUAAAUAUAAAAGCAAGAAAUACAUGUAAAAAAGCUGAAAAAGUGACAUACUUCUACUAAUGUUUUGUUUUUGUCGUGGAUAAUUAAUUCAUUUUAUUUCGAAUAUCGAAGUCCGAUCCGAUCUGACUACGAAAUAACUUUAUCAAUCCGAUCCAAUCCGGAAUGAAUAUUUUUGUUCCGAAAUCCGAACGAAUCAGAUCAGAUCGGAUUUGCACACCUCUACUUCAUACCAUAUUUUCGAAAAAGUAACAAUUUACGACGUACAUUUUUGUUCAUGUAAGUUGUAGUUAAAGUGCACCUAACCUCAAUGACCUUUAUCACCUCAUUCUUUAGAACUUUUGAAAUCAUAUAAUAACUUGUUUUGAAGUUUUCGUUUGUUCACUUUGUUUCUGAGAUAUUUCAAUUUGUUUGGUAUGCACAUAUCUGGAAUUUACGUAACAAAUGGAUAAUUAUUUAAAGUAAAAGCUUGUAUGUCGUAUUCACUAUCGAGUUUUAAUUCAUUAAAAUGAAGUUUGGAGUUGUGGGAGGAUCAUAUAUACCUAUGUAAAACACCAUAUUUAACUUACCUGACAUUAUCUGAUCAGUCCUUAUUCAUAUGUGACAUACAUUCCGGUCAUUUGCAUAUCAAUAAUGGGCUGUUUGCCUAGAAAACGAUUUUCAUUAAGCAUGUCUUGGAACUGAAAUAUUUUUAUGGGAACUAACACUUUCAACCACGCUGAGUUGAAAUCCGACAACUGACCGCACCGUAGACCCGCAGUUUUCUCACAAACUGCUAUUUUAUCUUCACUAAUUUCAGGACAAAAUUUUUUCAUUGUUCAACGACACGGAUGGAUGAAGACACACGAUUGCAUAACUCAAAAUGCCCAAUAAGGAAAGAUAUGUUGUUUACGCAUUCGAGCAAAACGGUCUUUUGUUAAAAGGAAGACUGGUUAAUAGAAAUUGGUUGUUUUGAGUGAUAUAAUCGUAUGUCAUCGAUCCGUGUCGUUGAACAAUGAAAAAAGUUGUUGUGAAAUUAGCGAAGAUAAAAAAGCAGUUUGUGAGAAAACUGUGGGUCUACGGCACGGGAAUUGGGAUUUGAACUCAGCGUGUUCGAAAGUGUUAGUUCCCGUAAAAAUAUUUCAGUUCCAAGACAUGCUUAAUGAAAGUGAACGAUAUCGGGAGGCAGCAAACGGCCUAUAAAACUGAAAUAACUCGGAGACGAAGUGUGCAAACAAAAAUCUUCAAAAUAAGUUAUUAUAUCAUUUCAGAAGUUCUUAAGAAUGAAAUGAUAAAAAAAAUUGAGGUGCAUUUUAAACAUAUUGAAAUAAUUUGAUUUGCUUUCACAACAGUUACAUAACUGCCAUUACUAUUGCAACAGUGACUUUUCGAAUUUUUUGUUUUUCUAAAAAUGAGAAAUAUUGGCAAUUUUGGGUGGAAGACCAGCGUAACAAUACUAUUUAUAAGAAAAAGAAAAUGAACUAAAUCAUGUGUAAGUUUGCAAGCUUUUUUUCUAUUGUAUUAAAGUUAUUGACUAUUUCGAUGAAUUUUGAAAAACUAUUGAACGAAAAGUUUCCAAUUAUUGGUAAAUAUGCUUAUUUAAAAUAAAUAUCGGGAUGUUGGAGCAUCUCACUCGAUAGAACUAACAGUUGAAGGGUUGUUGUACAUGGAAAUUUCGAGCGGAAGAGUAUUUAUAAUAAGCAUACUUUUUCAUCUGACAAUUUUUCAAAUCCUGUAAAUAAUUUUCUUAUACUAAAAGAAAGCAUUUCAUCAUAUAAAAUCUGUCUUUAUAGCGAUCUUUACAAAAAUCUGUGUAAUUUAUAAAAAUUUAUCCUAAACCGAGAGAUCCAGCAAAUUCUAUACCUUCUUAGGGUAAAACCAUGAUUUUACCCGGAGCAAAAAAAAGUAUGCGGUUAGUUUAUUCUAUUGUUCCACUUUUCAAUUGUAAAUCAACAACAUGUAUAUUGAUAAUUUUCCCCCCUUUCUUUAUGUUCAUUUUCUCUUUUGCAUAUUUUGGUUGAAAAAUUACCCUCUGGUAUCAACAUACCAGGUCAUUAUGGCCAGAGGUAUUGUCGUGCCCGUCUGUGACACUCGUCUGAGACACGUCUGAGAAUAUUGUGUAUAGAUCCAUCACGUAUUUGUUUAUUCUUUUGUAAAUAUCCAUGUAAAUGAAAUGUUGGUUUUCACGAUUGCCUAUAGAUGCCCAGAUUUGUAAACCAGUAUGAACUGAACUUUGCACUUUUCCUUUAUUUUGGUACAAAAAGUGUAUAACAAUAUAAAAUCUAUGUAACAGUAAUACUGUGCCAUUGAAAAUGUAUGUGUUUUACAGGCCAGGUGAAUGGUCAAUUUAUCAAGGAUAUUUGGAGUCAGUAACAAGAUUAAUUGAAGCCAACUAUGCACCAAUCGCUGACGAUAAUAAUUCAUGGUAUGUUGGUCCAAUUCAUUGAUCUGUUUGUAAAACUGUUUAGCUAAAUUUACCUGACUAGCAAAAUUGUCUAGCAUUAGACAGCGUAAAAUAACAAGGUAACGCGUAUUAAGGCGCAAUGAGUGUUUUGUGAUUGAUUGGCAUGGGACGUUUUGUAAAAAUGUUGCUGCUGUAGUUUUUAUCAGCAUGACAAAGGAAUUUCCAUUAGGACAAUGCCUUUUCUCUCUCAAUAUGAUCUACUUUUAGUGUAUUCCUGAGUGUGCUAACUGAGAUAGGCUACUAAAUCUGUUUCAUGUCUAGAUAUGCAAUAUGUAAACAAAACACUUAUUCCCAAUUUCUCUAAUAUAAAAUGCCAAUUUUCCUGACAAAAACAACCGAAACUUAGCUGGAUUAAAUUGUCUAUCCGAUUUUACACAAAGUCUUAACCAAAAUAAACAAGAAAUUAAUUAACGUGAAUUAUAGAGCUAUAAAGCUAUAAAAAUGAGAAAUCCGUUUUUACAUUUUCCUCUUCCUGAUUCUAAUACAAUCUGAGGUCAAUGAUCCAAAGUUUAAAGUGCUUAUGUCAUGCAUGGUCAGGGAAUUGAUGUGUUUCGAUUAUUUAGUUAUUCUAAGAGUUUUUGUAAUAUAUUUUAUAAUUCGAAAAUUUGAUCUUCAUGGACUUUUUGGCGCUCGAAGUUAGCGAUUUUGCCUAUUUUGAACAUUUGACCGUGAGUACGAAAAUACUGGGGCGAGAAUGCCUUUGAGCGCCGGCAUGACGUCAUUUUGAGAACACGUCAAAACAAAACACAUAUGAUUUACUAUAGUACGUUUCGACUGAAUUUUAAAUGUAACUAUAUCCUUAAACCUUCAGUUAUCCAACUGACAAGCAGAUUGGGCGAGAGACUAAUUUUCUCGCAAAACUAGUGAUUAAUCUUGUCGCAAAACUAGUUGAUAGUACUUCUGACUUAUAUCACUGGCAGGUGCUACAGUUUCUUUUCUAAACUUGGCUAAUAUAUCAAAAACAUUAUUUGUAAGAUGGGAUCAGGUAGUGCUUCGAUGUUUGCCUUCAUAAGGUGCUGAACCAUCGAAAACUAUUCUUACUCUGGUAUUUGCACUCCCAGCCGGCCGUACUACGGGUAAUGUGGAGGAAGCAAUUCCUGCUGGGCGUUUAUUCGUCUUUCGGUACUCGGCGAAUAUACUUUUUUAAGAUAGUCAUUCAAGAGAUGUCGGUAUGUCACAGCUACUUUUCUAUUUUUAAACAACUUUUUCAGUGGACAAAUAGAUAGUUUGGUAGGUAGCCUGCGAGCAGGCUCACUGGGUAAAAAGGUGAGCCUGCAUGGAACCAUGCAUUUUUUGCGCCCAGCCCUUUUUCUUGCUAGCCAAACGCGAACCAAUCAGCGUCGACUGCAUGAGAUAAAUAAGCACAGACUGCAUGUCAACUGUCAAAUUGACGCUGGGCGUGAAAUGUACAACGAAGAAAUGUAUAGAAUAUUAAUACGAAGCAAGCCGCACAAUAUAUUAAAUAUAGAAUUCUCCAGAUAAUAGAUUAAGAGUUAAUCAAUACACAGGAUUGUUUUUCUGUAAGAUUGUUGCUUGAAGUCAGUUUGUUAACGUUCCCUUGGAAGAUACGUAGAUUUCUUCGUAGGGCCAAGUACUUGUAAUCCAUAACUGUUCAUUGGCAUUGCUUGAUCCAGGAUAUUUACGUCACCGUCUCUUGUUCUCAACAAAUUGUCUUUUGUGACAAGGACAGACAACUACUCACAUACCCGCAAAGGCACUCGAAAUAUUGACAUGAACCAAAAAGGAAUUUUAGUCGUGUCAGAGAACAACAAAACAUACAGAAACAAUCAGCAUAACAAAACAUAACAAAACAACAUAAUGUUACAUACAUCAAAUAAAAAACUAUUUAUAUGUACAUGUACAACAUUACGACAUUGUGUACAAACAAGAAUUAAACCAGUCAUGCUUGAUACCACAAUUAUAACGUGUCCAAACGAGUGGUUGGACCUAUGGAGUUAAAUCACUCGCUGGUUGGACGGCAAACAGAAAACAUGAGGAGUGAAAAAUAGCCGAAAUUGCGUGAACAUGCAGUCAUCCGAAAUACUAAGGCAUUGAAUCAUCGACCAGUCAUUGAGUGUCUGUUUCGUUCGGAUUAUUCACGCAUAAGACACAGUUACUGUGGGUUUUUACUGCGAUGGAUUUGUUAAGUGUGCAACUAAGUAUCGUCCUACAAUUAGAAUUGUAAAUAUUUUAAUCUGGAAUAACCGUUUUAGCGCAAAUUACUGGUAUAUCAAUGACCUGAUUAUGCACGCAUAUAUUAUUUUCUGAUUAUGUUCUGGACUAGCUAGUGCUUGGCGGCCAUUCACUUUUUCAAGUUGUCGAUUGACUACUGGGUAGGGUGGGGCAACGAUUUAUUGCUAUUCGUAGAUUCGUGUACGCGUAGCGUACCUAUUUUUUCUUUCACCAUCGGAUCUUCUGUUACCUAGAUUUUUCAUUUUUCCAGGGAAUGUUUGUUGUGGUUUUACUUUUAUCCAGCGGUAAUACUGUGCUAUAGUAAGCGCUCUGGAAUUUUCCCGAUAUUAUUGUAUGCAAUGUUCUUCUCCGUAAAUCUGAUUCACAACCAUUUUUUUAGAGUAAUUACAUCUUGUGCCAGAACAUCUGCGAAUUUUUCCAAUUCUUUUGGAUUAUUGUCUUCAAUGGGUUUAAUUUCUUUAGUUUCUUUAAUUUAUCUGACCGCCACUGUAUUUGCGAAACAGAUGUGCUUUCGCUGCUUUGUAUGCCACUGCCAAAUACCCCAAUCUUGUAUUAUCUUAGCUGCCUUGGAGGUAAGACAGGCCUGCAAACGUAAAAUUUUGAAUAGGGAUGUUACAUCAGCACAGUGUGUAAACGCAGCAUGCCAUUUUGGAAAAUACAUUUUAUUACCUGAUAAUACUGGAAUCGGGAUUCUGUCCAAUUGUGCGUGACAAAUAGUCGCCACUGCAUUUCUGGUAAGUGUGUUAGUGGUUGCUCGAAGUGGUAUCUGGGCUGUUCUCAAAGGUGUUUCAUUGACUUCGAUUAUUUCUAUUAUGUUUGACUGUUCGUGAUUUUGUUGGUUUUAAUAGUCCCUUUCAAGGUUUAUUCCGCCAUAUUGCUGGGGGUGCACCGGUGCAAAAACAUUGGGGAUAGCGCGCGGCCAGCCAUGGCUGCCAUAUAUUUUACUAAUGAGUGAGCGAUAAUUUUGUAUGGACAUUUUGUUGAUUUUCUCAUGCUAUAUUAAAAGAUAAUCCCAAUUUUUGUAUUCUGGCUGAUCUGUGUGUAUUUUCGAACAUUUGGUAAAGAUUUCAAUGGAAUCUGAUUGGGGGAAAUCUGUGAAUAUGCUGAUUUCUUCGGCACCUUUCGGCAAGCUGUUUACAUAGGAUUCACGACAACGAAAGCACGCGAAACGCCGAAAACCUUUCUUGCCAAAACCUUUUAAUGUUUUAAACAAAAUUGAGUUCAAGAAAUAUAUUCACACAAAUAUGCAGCGACGGUUUUUCUAUACAACCAAAAUUGUGGGUGAAAUGAAGUAAAAUAUUUUGCUUGUGGAAACACCGUGGAAAUGUAUUACUGCAAAGCGUUCGAUCCGUAAGCUCGGAUCUUCAUCAGUGUUAAUAAUCAUAUUAUUAGCACUAAUGAAGAUCUGGCUUACAGAUCGAAAGCUUUGCAGUAAUAAAUUCACGUGGAUGUUUCGACCAACAAAAUAGUAUAUGGUUUUAUCGCCAUGCAAACCUACAAAGAACUUAUGAAAUAAAGUAAGCUAUUAAAUAACAAAAGGAAGAAGGCAAAGAAACAAUAGUAUCUUUAAACAAAGUAAAAUAUGUGGUGGUAAUAGAAUAAUUACAGUUCUGGCCACAACCAUGCAUUUUAAAAAUUCUAAUUGUCCUUUCUUGUGCCUUUAGUGCUGUUCCAGAUUACACUGUGCCUAUGGCUAGGAAUUUCAUUGAAAAAAUGAAGCGCAAAGAAAUUGAAAACAAUGAGAGGAGAAACAGAGCACCAUUUUUGGCUUGUCUGGAACUUCAAAAGAAAACAUAUAAAAAAAUGAUCCAUACAUCAUCCGAAGGUAAUUCACUUUUGUCAACCUCAUUCCCAGGCUUUUCCCUCUUGUGGAGGAAAACCCCUAGUCGGAGUUGGUCACGUGGCAAAUUGAAAUAUGCCUUAGGGAGAGGUAAUACAGGUGUCUGGCUGUUGCAUUUGGAAAAUUGCAGCUUAUGUGUUACAGUUUCGGGUGAUAAGUGUUCUAACUUCAUGUCAAGUCAAUUGUUUCUGUGCUAGCAUUGCGAAUUAUUCUUGGAAUAUUUUUGCUUUUUUUUUCUGUUUAGGAUGCCCGGAUGAUUUAAUCAAGCUAUUGGUUGAAUAUUUUCAGUUAUUUGGGGAGAAAAGUGUUUGUUUUUCAGAUCUGUUCAUUUAUUUAGAUCUCCUUGAUUCAACUGAAAAAUCUGAGGUUUGUUUUGUAUAAAAUUUGUUUUAUAUGUUAUCUAUUCAAUCAUGUAAGUUCUAUUCCAGAUAUAAACAAACUUUAGAUGAUCGGGGGAUGGUAUAUAUAAAAAUCCACUCAUGCAUCGAACUUAAAACUUAUCUAGUUAAUAUUGCUAGCUAACAAAUUAACAAAUUAACAGAUAAAUAAUAGAAUACAAACCAGGUAUGUUAACCUAUAUUGAAUAAUAUAUAUUGUCUUUCGUUGCAAACGUUUCUGAACAAUUUAAUUAAUUAUGAAAUAAAGUACAAAACAAACGUUGUGUAAACAAACGUUGUAUAUGCAGCUCUGGAAAUAUAUAUAAGUGGUGAAACUUUCACACUAAACUUAUAACAUUAGCAUGAAUAUGCUAAUGUUAUAAGUUUAGCAAAGGUCCAAAGAAUUUAUUAGUUUUAGACCAGCCCCUGGCAAACAAACAAAAAUCACAAACUAUAGGUGUUUUGGAAAAGGAAUUCUUAUAAUUCAAAGCAGAAUAUAAUAAUGCGCAUGCAAGGGAUGUGAAGAGACGUAAAUUUAAAAUUUACCUUCUAAAUAACACACUUUGUCAAACUAUUUAUUAAACUCUUCGAUAGAAAUGCCAGAAAAAAUAGGAGUGUUUGGGUCACUGUGUCUCUUAUAUUUACUCCUUCAGUCCUCUAGGAUGUACUAAAAUCCUUUUAGUUUCUAGAGAUUGUCAAAUCAUUAUCGAUGGCAUCUAGUGAGGGCAAUGUGAUGAAAAAUGUAAGUAAACUAAUUUGAAAAACCUCAUAUACUGUUUAUACCAUUUUAAUUAGCCUAUUUAAGGGCGUUGUAGAUGGAAAUUAUCGAGUGGAAAUUUAUAAUAGAUUUAUUAGACCUAUAACUAGGAACAACUACGAAAAAUGCAAUCUUAGGUCCCUGACAGUAAUCGAGCAUGCGGCCCUGCGAUUAUAAAUGUCUAACAAUGUAUUAUAACUUUAUUAUAAAUUUCCACUCGAUAAUUUCCAUCAUUAAUUUAAAGUCUAGUGAAUGUAUUAUAAACUUCCACCGGAUAAUUUCCAUCUACAAUGCCCUAGCUUCCACGAUAUAAAUUAAUAGACACCUUAAGAUUGACGUUUACGACAAACGUCACACCGCUGUAGCGACGAUUUUGAUUUUACCACUCUAAUAUAAUAGCUUUUACACCAGUUUUUGUAUCUAUGCGAAAGAUAGAUACAUUGCUAUCGCGCUGUUUGUGGGUUAAACACUCAGGCUGCAUACAUUAAAUAUGUACAUGCCUGCGAACAGGCAACCUUAAAAAAACCAAAAUGACUGCUUCUAUUUAUAUCAGUGAUUUAUGUACAAAUCUACAAUUAAUAAUAGUACAUCGCUAUUAUUAACAUCUGUUAUCACAAACAACAAUACAAUGAAAAUGUACUGUGACAGACAAGGUGAAAGUUGUUUUUUUUGUCUAAAUGUUUGUAUGUGAUUUAAAAUAAAUUUGAAAUGCUGUGAUGAGUGUGAUCCACAUGAUAUUUCCACAGUGAUCGAUCGUAUAUUAAUCAGUCUUUUAUAACACACUGGCUGUGCUUUACUGGUCUUACUUGACGUUUCCCGAGGUGAAAGAAUGUUGAGUGACUACGUGCAAGGCAGUUGCACUAAGGACAACAUUGUAUGGGGCUAAGGGGGUAGAAAUAUAGUUGUUAUUGUGGGGAAAGUUAUACUCAACACUGAAAAUGUGUAUAAACGUGUCAAGGGUUUUGACCAGGAAUGGAUUGUGGUGUUAAAUACAAAAUAGUCUUAAUACAUUACAUAGCUGAAAGUGAAAUGCGCUGGUCGAGAAUGCUAAUGUGGGGUGUAAGAGAAGCUCUAGAAGUACAAGACAAUGCAUGCCAAAGGUGGUAACUUUCUAGGGGGUACAGGGCAUGCCUCCAUGAAAUUUUAAGUUGGGGUAUUCAUCAUUUUGUUGAUCAUAACUUUCUGCUUUAUAAUCAUAUAACUUUUGUUAAAGGUGAUGUAAAGUCCGUAAAUCGUAAUGUAAACAACGCUUGUUUACAUUUUGAACUCAGUGCUACAGUUGUAAAAUAUGAUUAGAUAUAUAUUAUACUGAAUUUUUAACACUCUUCUGGUUCGCUAUGCUUUAAAUGAAUGCAGAGUAGAGAUUCAAUUCAAGAAAGUUCGGAAGGUGCGAAAUAUUAAUAACAUUCCAAAGGUUGCUCCCCACUGAUGGAAUGUGUUGAUGUACAGAAUAUUUGCGCAGAACCGACUUUACAGCAUCUUUAAUUAAUGUUAGUUAAUUGUGGUUACUGAAGAAUAAAAUUGUAUCAAGUGUGUCAUGAAAGCUAGAGGGAUUCCCCAAAUACAAUGCACUGAAAUUUAAUGCAAAGAUCCAACUCCCAUAUAUACCUCCAGAAUUGACCAGUUACUACCAGUUCACUGGUCACUACUUUGUCUAAUGCCGGAUGAUUAUUUUACUUCAACUUUUUGAACACAGAACAGUUGAUUUAAAGAAUAGACUGUAAUCUAUCAAAAAGUUUUCCACUGAUUUUGAUUAUUCUUUGUCACAUGAAUCAUGACGAAUAAGGUUAAAUAAAUAUCAACAACUACAAAUGCAGUUUUUUUUCAUAGCAACAAUGCAAAUUUAAUACUUUGAGCAAAUUCAAUGCUUAGCAAUGAUUUAAGAAAGCAAAUUAACCACUAGUCAUGUUUUCCCUAGCCUGCGUGGCAGGCUCAAGGAAUAAAGAGAGCCUGCAACAAUCUCAAGGAAAUUUGAUAACCGCCCACUAAUUACUAUGAUAAUUUAUUUCCAAUCCAACCAAUCAUAUUUUCUGAAAUCCGUGUGCGUGAUGCAGUGUGAGUAACAACUAUAAAUAUACUUUAAUUUAUUACUAUUCACUAUUGUAGUUCAUAUAGAGUGGCUCGAGAAUUCAAACACUUUUAAAAAAUUGGCAGUUUAAAUUACUUUUGGAGUAAAUAAAACAGAAUUUACACCGGCGAUGUCGGUUUGGUACAUUUCGAUACAUUAGUAUGUGAUACAAUUCACUAGAACAAAAGAUUUUGACUUGAUACUGCAGUUUAGAUGUCGUUACUCAACAGACUAUUUUUACGUAUUAAUAAUGAAUGGAACUCAAAAAUAUAUUUAUAUCAAAAGGAAAACAAUACCAUCUUAGGUCCAAACAUUACAAUAAAUUUCAAAAUCAUACAUAUUAUGAUCAGCUAUGAGCGAGUAGAUGUUUCAAAAUUGCAACGGCUCACGGCUGAUCGAACAGUAUAAACGUUUACAAAUUGACAAUAACAAACUCUUAAACUAUAAAAAUAUAUCACAAUACAAGCUAAAUUGCACUGUAGUUUGUAGUCUGCUGUAAAACUCAUAAAAACCGAUAAAAGCAACGUUUGUAGAUCGAGUAGUAAGUUUCAUAAAUACAUAAAGCGACAUGUAUUUAAUAGGAUACAUAAUUUGUCAAAAUCAGUAUUUUCAAAUUGAUCGGGUAUAGCUACUGUAUUAUUUAGAGAAAUAUCAACACGUGCAUGGGUUUGUAUCCAUAUAUGCAUGCUCUUCGACUUGUCAAGGCAGAUAUCCAAUGAGAAAACCUGCCAUUAACAUUAACAUUAACAAAACAUAUCAACAAUUUCCAGCUGUUCAGUUUUUAGUUUAAAACCCAAAUUCACAGCACUCUUUCAAAAUUUUACGCUAAUAUACGUUUUAUUGAUAGCGUAUAAACAUUGCGCCACAAUGAUUGAUGCGUAUUUUGGCAUACAUUAUGAUUUCAACCAAUAGGAUUUUUGAGUCCGCUCACGGCCCCGAAAUACCAAAUUUCCUUGAGAUUGUUGCAGGCUCUCUUUAUUCCUUGAGCCUACCACGCAGGCUAUGUAUUCCCCAAAGCAGUAAAUUACGAUUUGUCGUUUGAAGUUUACGUUUGGCGUAUAAAUUUAAUGCUUGAAUUGCUACGAGGGCUUGUAGUCGUUAAAACAUGAAAUUUAUACGCCAGACGUUGUACACUUCAAAUGCUAAAUCUUAGUUUACUGCAUUGGUGAAUACAUGACUAGUGGUUAAUUUGCCUUCUUAAAUCAUUCCAGGUGAUCUCGUGUUCGUAUUUUAGCCAAUCAGCGCUCAGAAAGGGUUGUCCGAAUAGAAAUCCAUUUUGAUGUAUUCAGUCAAUUAUAUCUUUCGUUAUUCUUUAUGAAACUAGUUGAAAUUUUGUAUUUAAGUUUGGUUAUGGGAACUAUAGCUCUGACAAAAAUAUGGAAUCGAAAUAAAGUAUAUUACAGGAGAUAUUCAGUUGUUUUAAUCAUAAAAUGGAUUUCUAUUUGACAACUAGUGCCAGUACUUUUCCGCGUAUCAAGAUCACCUGGUUGCUAAAGAGCACAAGUUUAAUAAUUGUUUCAUAACAUAUUUCAAAACUGGUGUAAAAGCUAUUAUAAUAGAGUAAAAUCAAAAACUUCGCUAGCGGUUUGACGUUUGUCGUAUAUAAACGUCAAUCUUAAGGUGUCUAAUAACUCAACUAAUCGGUCGACGAAAUUAAUCCACCGGCCGCUAUUUGUAACGUAUUGUUAAACAAAUUUUGACUGCGAUACACUCCAUGCAAAAAUGUACAUUUUCUAACAGUUGUAGUAAUACACUUAACCUUAAAGGUGAUCUACAGUCCGAUCUGCGCAUGUGCACAAAUGAGCCCACUUUUUAUGAUACAAACAGUUUGACUAUGUUUUGAGUUCUUGAAAAGCCUGAUUGUUGUUUCUUGAUCAUUUAUUAUACUCUACAAGCUUGAAAAUAUAAAUAGUUGUCGAAUAAAGCUCAAUAUUUUGGACAAAAAAAUGUAAACAAAGGCUUUGUUUACAUACGGACUGUAGAUCACCUUUAAUUGUUGCGGAUUUUAAAACUGCCAUUCAAAACAAAACUGUCCUUGCAAGCUGCAUGGAUAUAAACAUCUAUUCGGUGUAAUAAAACAUUGUUUAAAAACACACGCUCAUAGCAAGGUUUCUGCUUCCUUUAUCUGAUAGUCAGUUACACUUGAAAGUGGACAGUUUAACACGGUCUAUUUAAAGCGCAGAUAAAUCAAAUGUAUGGUAGCUUCGGCUGACAUAUUUUCUACUUUGCCUUGGCAAUAACAAAGUGUCGAUAAAUCGAAACUUAAUAUAGUUCAUUAAUUAUCAAUUGUCGCAGUUAGCCGAUGAGAUUUUUGCGUACUCUUUGCAUAAAUCGAAAAACAUGGGGGAUGCGAGCAGGUGCUCUUACUCUUUGAACCUAGCCCCCGAGCGCCUACUUUGGAGGCUAUCCAUAACUUGGUAACCUUAUAACUGUAAUACUGCACAAAAUGCAGUAAUAUAAAAGCAGAAGUGGUAGGGUUGUAGCAUUUUAACAGUAACUAUGCAUGUAACUGUCACAAGAAUAUGUUGCACGCAUGCAUGCAGCAACAAUAUGUGUACCUAAUUUCUGGCAAAAUAUAAUUUUCCCCGUUCUGUCAUUUAAAAAGGAUUACAUAUCCCUCAUUUGCAUCUCACUAUACUAUGUAAAUCCAGUCACUACAAAGCCAAUAAUUUUUCAACACUUAUUUAAAAUAAUUGUGUUGUUAUUUUAAACCCAUGCCAAUUACCAAUUAACCAAUGAAAUAUCUUCAUUUGUCAUAUAUUAUUUAAAUAAAGCACUGUCACAGCCUUUCCACAAAUCUGGGGAAAAUCCACGUGACCAGAACAAGGAAUCUUCAUCCAACUCACAGACGUUCUCUCGCGCGCUUCGUCGAGAGUAACGUCUGUACACAGGCUAGAAAAUAUAGUCUUGUGAAAUUUCGUGAGGGAAUUAUUAUUGCACAGUACGUACAAAUUUAAGAUAGAAAUCAUCUUUAUCGAUAAUUUUUAUCUACUAUACCCUUCAACUGUUAUUCAAUCCAGGAAAUGCCAGCAAAAUCUUGAUAUUUACCCUAUAUAUUAACCUGAACUCGUGUUCAAUUAAUAUUUUCAGAUUAAAGAAAUGUCAAGAGCAAUAACAAUUGAGAAAUUCUCAAGGUACCUAGGUGAACACGAACAAUUGUCUUCAGAAGAAAUGAUUGCACAUGCCAGACAUUUAAUGUCUAUGCACAAAGAGGGUCUAAAAUAUGGUAAGAAAACUGAUUAAUCGCCAGGAUUUUAAAACAGCAUAGUUUUGUUGUUUGGGUUUCCCUUGGUAAUUAGACAAGUGAACAGGGGAAUAAUGAGUCGUGCAUCUAACCAUGUGAAAUCCAUGGAGGUUGGGAGAAUCAAGCAUACGCUCAAACCGAUGACAUCAAUUUCCAAUGAUAGCAAAUUCUAAAUAACUUCUGAGUAGGAAUAAUACAACUCCCCUAUAUUUGAAAUGGCUAGUGGCUACAGGGGAGGCAGCAGCAGAGAUGUAAAAGAACACAGGAAAUCAUGAUUCAUGCGUGGGAAAUUACUUUAACUUUUUAAGCGAAUUAACCUCACAUAUUAUUUGAAUUCCUAACUCUAAAUAAAACGUUUUGCUCUAUUUUGCUAUUAGAGUACGUCAUUUAAAAAUAUCUUCAAAACAGUAAAGAAGGGCCUCAACGUUAUGUAGGAAAACCCGGGUUGGAGCUGGUCACAUGUCCUACAGAUAAUUGAUUGCUCACUGCAUGUAAGGGAGUGAGGGAAAAGUCUCGUCUUACAUGCUUCCAUUUUCGCAAUUCACACUUCGAACGCAGGAGUGUGGGUACGGAAUAAUCAUCUUUGAGAAUCAUAUAUACUUCGAAAUACUUGCUAAAUUUGAUUUCUGUUUUCUAAAUUAUAAAUAUAUGUUAAACAAGCAAUAAAAACAUGUGAUUGUAUGCUCUGAAAUUGUACUUAUAUGUUCUUUUGGAGCUUGGCCGCACUUUAACUUCACACGUUUCUACUCUACCUCUGCUUCACAUAAUUAUGAUCUGUUGUGUCUCCACCUUCCCUUUCGAGUUUAUGAGGAUUAAACACCGUUGCAUUUUAUAAAUAUGCCUUAAUUAAUCACCAAUGUUCCUUAAUUAUCACGAACGUUCCACAUACAACAAGACUACUUCAACUUGACCUUUUGGCACGUAUACUUGGAUCGAAUACUUGGAUCUAUAUUAAAUUAUAAUUUUUACAAAAUUAUACAGUGUUCUCCGGAUUGUAAUUAUUUGUUUUUGAGCUUUCGACUCGGUACUUCGAGUCUUCAUCAGAAAGAUUGAUCAUUUGAAUUUUCGCGCUGUUGUUGACGCUGUUGAAGUCUGUGGGAACGUCUGAUUGGUUGAUGGAUUUCAGUAUGUUGGUUGCCAUUGGUUACUAUCGAAUGCGGGUGAUUAUUGUUAUCAUGAGACGGUGUAGGGAAGGAAGUUGAGGGUGGGUUAAAGGUUAAAGGUUAAUGAAGAUGAAUUAGGAGAUUUGUGUGAGCGUUUCAGUUGUAAGUAAAUUGUAGGGAUGUCAAUGUGACCGUUAAAUGUUUGUUUGUCUAAACUAUGCCACGCUUCUUUAAACUCACAGGCAUGUUUAGUAGUUGCUUGUCCUAGGCAUCUCGUUUGAAACCAGUCGAAUUUAUGUCCGUUGUCGUCUGUGUGUUUAGCUGGAAGUGAGCUAUGGUCGUGUCUGUUGAUUGCGUUCUGGUGUUCUGUUAGACUUGUCUGAAUCUUUUUAGAUGUUUGUCCAAUGUACUUAUCCGGACAGUUUUUGCACGGGAAGAUAUAAAUGGCGUUAUGUUUUUCCGUUAUAUGUGUCUUGUCUUUGUGUUUAGUGAAGUUGGGCCUAAGUUUGCAUGUUGGUUUGUGUGCAACGUCAAUGUUGAAAGGUCGGAGGAGUCUAGCUGCCAUUUCUGAUGUAGUGUGUAUGUAAGGAAGUGUAAUUCUCGUUUUUGUUUGAUUAAGUCGGUCCGUGUUAGUUUGUUGUUUAUAUUGUAGCACCUUAUUAAUGAAGUCUAAAGGGUAGUCAUUUUUGUAGAAAGUAGAGUAUAAAUACUUGCGUGCGUCUUGUUUGGAUUGAUCAGUGUUACAAUGUGUGUCAAUUCUGUUGAAUAGAGUCUUUAUGCAACUGACUUUGUGUUGUGUUGGGUGAUUGCUAUUGUAAUUUAAAAUUUGAUCUGUGUGUGUUUUCUUGCGAUAAACUUGUGUGGUUAAAGUGCCGUUGUCUUUUUUUGUUAUUUUUGGACUUUUUUUGUUAUUUCACACAAUUGGCUUGUUUAUAGGGUUUCUAGAUGUGCAGCUUGUGGCACAGGAGCGGGAUCCCUGCCGAAAACCCACCCUUUUGUCGUUUCAUGCAUGACUCGGUGCACUUAAUCGACAUUCUCUCGCGUAAUGACCAUAUAUAUAUUUCCCGCAUUUGCACCACUGAACAUUUGCUUUCUUUUGUUUGGGACUGGAAUUAUCUAUAACCAAAUAAUUCAUUCUUUCCAAAAGUCGCUCUUGCUGAUCAAAAUACAUCUUUGCCCAAGCAGGUAUUGGCUCAUCUUCUCUUUUGGGUCCUGUCAUGUUUAGACAAGCGGUUUCUCUCUUAUUGCCAUGGUUUCUCAGCGUUUCCGUCAUAUUGAUUUUCGCAUUGUUUUGGUUUUCAGUGAGAUGGAUACUUUCCAAUCGUAAGGCAACAUUUACUGCUUCAUUCAAGGUUUUUGGGUCGCUUUGACUCACGCCAACACGUAAUUCUUUGGUGUUAAGAGCCACGGAUAAACUGAUCAACGAGCUCUUCUUCGACAAGCAAGUUUUCCUUGUUUCGAUAUGCCAAGCCAGCAAAUUGUCUCAGAUCGAUCGCCAAUCCACGAUUUCUUACACCAUCUUUCGUCUGCUGGGAAUGAAGGACAGCUUGUGCACCUUUGUUGCUUGGGCUGAAAUUUUACUUGAGAGCUUUUACGUCAAAACGUGACUUUUCACCGUCUUGCAACGACAAGUGAAUCCGUUGUGCUCUACCUAAGAAGAAACAGCUUGUUGUUUAUACAACAUUGAGCAUCGUUUAUCUCGGCAUAUAACUUGAAAUUGCUGAUCCAUUCACUCCACGAGCCUUCAGAGUAAUUAUCUGGCUUCGUUUUCGAGUUACUUGGCUGAAUAUUUGCAAAACUCGUUAUCGUCUUUGGCGUACUCUCACCAUCAGAUUUCUCCAUCUCUUCGACAAGUUUGGUGAGUUUUUGAACUGUUGUCACAUUCACUUGCAAAAGGGCAGAUGUGUUUUAUUUAUCUCCGUAAAUAUGGUGCUGAAUCAGAAUGAUGCUUUAUCUAAAUCUGAAUUGUUUGUCACUAACAAAGGAACAUCCAAGUGGCUCGAAAAUUUUGAAGAACUUCAAACAUUUUGCGACAAGCUUCUAAAUCUCGAUUCAAUAUGGCUGUCGCCCGGAGACGGUUCCAAAUCAUUUAAAGACGACGACAUUAUCAGAUGGUACUCAUCAAACUACUCGGUAAUAGUUAAAGGAUCAAAAGGCGAUCCAAUUCGAAACAAACUUAAAUUGAUUGUUAAACCACUGGAUCUAUAAGAUGACGAUAUGAUCUCGGCAACUACCGAAGUAGUGUUAGAUCCGCUUGUCUUCGCUCUAAUGCCUGAUACGAUCAUUUGUCCUUUCGGGCAUAAUAUGUAAUACACCUUUGAGCUGAUCAAAUUGACUCGCAAAAUUAAUUUCAACUCUUAUUUCAUCGUGUUGGUUUAGUUCACAAUUGAUUACCUGUUGUCCAAAAGAACAACUUUUUUCAGCUGAGGAAGAGGUCAACAGACAACAAUUCGAAUCUAUUUGCUGUUGUUGACACUGCUGCUUACUUAUUCCCAUCAUUUGAGCAUAUUGUCUUUGAUUGACUGAGGUAUCAUGCACUUUAGAUUGAGCUUUGAGCUUUGCAUUUUGGGCAAGUCGAAUUUUUGUUAUUUAGCAAUGCAGAGUCGUUAUCUUCUUGUAGGAAAGUUAUCUUAGAAAGUUAUCUUAGGGUAGUAAAGGUAUCUUAGAAAGGGUGGUGGUAUUAUUAGUAUUAAUUAUAGCAACCAUUUAUGCCAGUGGUAUACAGCCCAGUCAGGUGGUAGGAUAGAUAUUCCAAUUAAUCUAAAAAAAGUCUUACUUACAGAAGGGCAAAAUUGCAGAACAACCUCUCAGAUGAAUUAAGGAAUAAGGAAUCUCUUCCUACCUUUAAUACAAGUAUUCCAACAUCUGGCCGGUUUAAGUCAAUUAAUAUUCUAAUUGUUCGUCUUCUUUGCCUUGAAGUAUCUAGUUAUUAAUUACCUUUGUAUUCAUUGUAAUGUUUGUAAUUUAACGUUUGUGGUUUUUAAUGUAAUAUUCUCUACGCCCCUCUUUGGAAAUCAGCUUUUGCUGUAGGGGUUAGUGUAGUGAAAUAAAAUUUUACUUACUUACCUUUUUCGCUGCCACCAGUGUAAUAACGUCCUAUCACGUCGACAAUUGCGUGAUAACGUUUUGUAACUGUCGUGAUACUGUUUUAUAUAUUCUACACUAUGUUUGUACCAGACUGAAUGGAAGCAUGUAAUAUGAGAAUUUUCCCUCACCCCUUUAGGUUAUCAAUUUUUCAAUGGGGAAUGGAUGUGAACCACUGGAACAGCGUCUUUCCUCCACAAAUGGUAAAAGCCUGGGAACGAGCUUGAUUAAUUUUGAGCAGCCAUUACGAAUUCAAUCUCGAAACCAGAGCCCGCAAUCCUCUGUGGAGGCUUGCUGAGGCUCUGGGAAACACCGGUGAAAGUCGGGCUCUGAUUGGUUGUUUUUCAACAUCCUCGUCCCCAGGCCCAAGCGGCCCUCAAAGUUUUUCAAGUGCUAAUUAUUAUUCAAACUUUGAGCCGUAUUUAGUUAUUCGGAUUUCAAACAUCGUUUAAAAUUAAUAUAAAGUUUAUUUCUCUUUGUGUAUUAUGUUUAAACAUAUCAAUGAAACACACAGCAUAAUUUUAAUAAACUUAUUAAUCUUCCUUAGCUUCUCAUAUGAAAUCAAUAGACUAUUCAGAUAUUGAUAUGCCAAUAACAAAAUGUAGAAUAACAGUGCAGCGCAUUACCGUAUAAGGUCAUGAUAAGCCGUUGCCUAUAAUGUUUAAAAAAUAACACAACAAUCCAUGAUUUACCGUAAUUAAACAAGUUAAAAUAAAUCACUACCAGUAUCUUACAACAAUUCAAAACCAUGGCAAGUGUUCUUUGAAGAAUUAAAGUCGUAAUAAGCUUAAACAACGGCAUAAUUCAUGUUUGACGGCAGUAAUGUCUAUUUAUAAAUGUCGAGCGGAGUACUGGAUCCAAAUGUACUAAUUUUCGUGCAAAAGUCGCCGGUGUUUCCCAGAGCCUCAGCAAGCCUCCACAGAGGAUUGCGGGCUCUGGUUUCGAGAUUGUUACGAAUUAAGAAGACUUCACCCCGAUUGGUUAAGCUCGCUAUGUCACUAACCCACUCUUGGGUUAGUAAACUUGCACACUGGAAGUUUAAAUAGUCCAUAUCUCGCAUGACUGGCGAGAAAUCGAUACGGAAUUUGAGAAAAUAUAUUGUAAAACUAACACAGGCUAGUUCCAGGUUCAAGGCUAAAGUCACAGUGUGGUGGUGGCUUGUACCACAUUAGAAACCAAACUCCCAUCAGUAUUUUUGUGCUUAAAGCAUGAUAGCCUGUUUUGAAAAUGUUCCAAAAAUUCUGUUGCAGGAAACGACUUGCUCCCAACUGAUUUUCAGCACAGUGACGAUUUUGCAUUACUGGCUGCACAUCUUUUGUUGGAUUGCUGUGAUAGAUCAGGUAUGUAAUGGACCUGAGAAGUGCUGACGUCACAUAAUUUUCAAACAAUAAAUUAUUGAGCCAAAAGUAUCCCAACCUCGUACCCUGGGAUAAUCCAACUGAGAACGUGAGUUGUUUGGUUAAGGCGAAUACAAUGAAAUUACCAAAAGUUAUUCAUUUUUGUUUGUUCAUUUUGGCAACACUGCUGCCAUCACAAGGAGUGCAUGUGAAAGUUAAAUGCGAGUUUUUGGAUGGAAAUACCCUUUUAAACCAAAUUUUGGACUGGUUUGAAAAGAGCAAAAGAAGAAGUGAACUAUUUUUAUUUGUAGAUAAUAAGCAAGAAUGGCUAAAUGGCGAACAAAGUAAAACAUUUAAUCUAAUAAAGCGAAAAAUUUCUUGUUCACAAAUUCCAAGUGAAGUAUAAAUCUGCAACUUCAACCAUGUAAAUAUUACAAAAACGUUUUUGAUACUUUAUUUGGCUGUUGUGUUCUAUAUUAUGGCAUUUUGUAUUGGAAUAGGAUAAAAUAUACACAAAUAUUUACAUUUGCAAAUUAUCUCCAACUUGAGGAUGCUGGGUGCAAUGCUUCGUACUUGUACCAGUUAGCUUUCCGUAGCGACAUGAAAAGCAGCUAUCCGUACCUUUUAGAACGCUAUUUUCAGACAGCUAUUUGCAACGGAGAGAUGUUGUUUCGCUCAGCUUCUGAAAGUUGUACAUUCCGUAUCGGAUAGGUGCUUUUUCGCGCCGCUACGGAAAGCUAUCCUGUAAGUGUAAACGUAGCCUAAGUUGUCGACAAAUUGUUUAAUUUUAUACCAGAGAUUCAGUGUAAAUAAUUUAGCAAUCACUGCUGCUAAUGCACAAACAUUGUUAUCUGUUAUUUACCAUAGACUGUUCAUAACACAAAUAUUAAAUGAAUAGUCAAAAUAUUAUUUCCUAGCUUGUGUGGCAGUUCUCCCAUGAGCCUACUAACCAGGCUAAUUAUCAACCUCGUUCCCAGGCUCUUUCCUCUUGUUGGAGGAAAGACCCUGGCUGGGGCUGGUCACGUGUCACACGGAAAUUUGAUCGGCCAAGGGGGGGUAGGCAAAGUAUGGAAUUACAUGCUUCCACUUUCGCACUUUACACUUCUAUUGCAAGGAGUGAGUGUUUUGUACCGAUCAACUUUGAGAAUCAUAUAUUCUUCAAAAUACUUGCCAAAUUUGAUUUGUGUUUGCUUUUAAAUUAUAACAAUAUGCUAAACAGAUUUUUAUAGCAACAGACAAGUCAGGAAAUCAAGCAAUAAAAACGUAUGAACGUAUGAUUUGAAAUAGUUCUUAUGUUCUCGGGCUUGGGCGCACUUUUAUUUCACACGUUUCUGUUCGGCAUCUCGUUCACCUAUUUUUAAAAUUUUAUGAUAUGUCACUAAAUUGUUGUUAUUUGGAAAUGGUAUAAACUUUGCAUAGAUUUUAUACUUGUUAAUUUCAGUUCAGGUCUCAAGAGCGACUGCAUGUUUAGGACGUUCGGACGGCAGACGUUGCACAUUUGCACACUAGCCAAACAGACAUUGAAUGUCCAUUCUAUUGAUUCUAAAAUAAUUUAACUUUAUUGCCUGUUUAUAUGCUAUUGAUUUUAUUAAAUUAAAAGUAUUGCGAUGAUUUAUAUUAAACACUAUAGGUACUGUAGGAAGGUACAAUACUUGGUAUAAAUGCACACUACAGAAUUAUAAGACAAUUACUGUACGUACGCCUUUCUUGUUUGCACGACAAAGUCUCGCACAGACAGCAUUACUUGAUGAGUUUGUAUAAGCAUUUUAAAAUUUCUAUUGAUUGGCUGUUUGUCUCCAGUGAGGCAUAGUUGUAUGCUAAAUGUACAUUUAAUUCUAAAAAGACAAUAAUUAUAUUGAUGUCUCACAGCAGGGCAGUAUGCGUUUAUUUUAAAAAUACAAGCUGGACAGUGGCGGCGCCAAGGGGGCAAGCCCCCCAAAAUUAUUUUUUGCCCCUCCCCCCCCCCCCAAAGAAAAUCAUUAGUCAUUAAGAGCGACUAAAGGCUGCACAAGCGUUUUGUCGUUAUCGGAAAAUGUAUGGCUUAUAUGUUGUCAUUAGUGAAUGCGCGUAUACAUGAAACUGUUUUUUACAGUUUCAGUAUUAGUUUGUAAAUCUCUGAAUGGUAAAACUUGCCAAUACUCCAAUGAUACGUUUCAAAAAAGACAAAAACGUGUAAGGCACUAAUAAGAUGAAAGUAUCACGAAAUUAUUUGAAUAAACCACAUCGCAUAUAUGGGGUGCGAAUAUCCUAAAGAGUAAAGGGGGGGGGCGUUAUUCCUAGGGUAUUCGCCCCACCCCCAAAUUUUAAGAAUUCUAUCUUGCCCCCCCCCCCAAAUAUGAGUUUGCCCCUCAAAUCCCCCCAAAUUCGGAGGCCUGGCGCCGCCACUGAAGCUGGAUCUCAUGCAACUCUACGAACUAAAGUUUAGGAUAUUCUGGAUAGGUUCAGCCACAAAACCAAUGGCAAUGAAAGCACUUUAUAUAAUAUUUAUAAUGUGCGAGUGUAUAUUACUGUAAUAAAUGUGAAAUAAUUGUUAUAUCCGCAUAUUAUACAAUACUAUAAAUAAAUAUAAUAUUCAAGUUGUAACGCACGCACGGACGAGUCUUUGACUUUGCCUGCAUCGGAUGAUACACGUUUGAUAACAGAAAGCUAUACUUGAACAUAAUAUAUUCUUGAUCAUGGAGUCUUAGCGAUGGCCAAAACGGCAUAUAUCACAGUCUUUAACGGGCUCUAACAGUCGGGAGAGCAUGUUUAGAAUUUACACACAGUUGGCACGAUGAUAGGAUCUCGUUAUUUUAUGGCAAUUCCACAUCUCCUCUAUCCGUGAGGUAAAUCCGUUAGAUUUACGUAUCGGACAGGAAACCCUUUAUCACUGACAACAGUCACAACGUAACCACAUCGUUUGCUCGAUCGAUCUAGAAGAUUCUUACACUUAUAGAUUGUGUUUUACUGUUUUUAUAGCGAAGCGUGCUUUCCUUGCCAAAAGCCUUGUGUCCACUGAAAUUUGAUCCAACUUCUCGUUUGAGUAGUGUAACCCAACACUCAAUAAUACAAAGGACGAAGUCGUGUCAUAAUAAAUACGAAAUCUUUCAGGAUUUCUUGUUGCAAAUUUAAAUUUUAUUAUCCAAAACUAUAAUAUACACAACUACACAAGUUGUCAUUUUCCAAACGCGCUCCCCUGCCACUCUACCCUAAUGACAAUUUUAUUUUAGCACGCAGAAUCUGCGUGCCACGUGACCAGCCCUAGCCAGGGUCUUUCCUCCAACAAGAGGGAAGAGCCUGGGAACGAGGUUGGCUAAUUAUUUCUCAGCAAAUAUUGUGGCUUCUCCAAAUGACAGGAUUUUUGUUUCAGAUUAAUGACAAGAAUUAAACCUGUGGUUAAACAUAGUAUUGACUAUUGUUAUAUAUUGAUAUACUGCGUGGGCGGAAAAUACCAUACUUUGCCUUUCUUUGCACCCCUAGCGUUUAAUGGAGCUUUUAUUGCAAAUUUUUUGGCAAGCAUAUUAUUCAUGAACUCUGUGUAUUGCUUGUGUAGACGAUUAUCUUUUAGGAAUCUCUUCUUUGUCCAAUGGUAUUUUAUUGUGGCCUUCGAUUUUUUUGGUUCCUUGCUGGUCUUCUUGAGAAAGACCAUGUUCAUUACUGACUUUUCUUUUGCUGAAAUCAAUUUAUAUCAUUCUGUUUAUUGCUGCUGGUGUAAGGACCUCUUUCAUCAUUUGAUUAACCGUGAAAUGAUGAUCCAUUGGUACUCCGGAACGAAUUUCCUUUGCAACAAUCCUAUUAUAAUUAACCGUUGCAGGACCAUUGCUUGACAUAUGAUAUAGCCCAAUUAUAGUCUAACCAGCAAGUGUUUGAACAGCAUAUCGAGGCAAUUUUUUUUCAAUAGACACUUCCCGAAUUUGCGUGAGUGCACACGAAACAAUAGCUUGGAAUCGAGGCGGACAAUGUAAUCCAUUGGAAAACUAUACUUAUUUCCAAUGGAUUACAUUGUCCGCCUCGAUUCCAAGCUAUUGUUUCGUGUGCACUCAAGCAAAUUCGGGAAGUGUCUAUUAAGAGGCCAAUCUUGACAUUCGGUAUUAAUGGAUGGACACAAUCGGCUAGACGUGCCAGAUGUUGUUACUGGUCAUUUCCACGCUUGCUCUGGUCAGGGAAUAUCUUGACUGGUUGCGGGCAUUUCGAGCUCGGUAAAAGCUUUAGGUAGAGAAAUGGAAUUGUUGCCGUCCAGGUCAAAUACAGUCAAGCCUCUUAUCACUUCCACGUUUUGUAGUUGGUUACCAGUCAUAGUUGUUAUUGAAACUUGUGAAUCCACUCCAUCUACGUUAAGCUCUUGUCGCAGAUCUUCUAGAAUGAACGUACUGGUGCUGCAGUUUCAAGCAUCGCAUAUGUUAUCAACAAUAAUUGGUACUAUCGGCAUGGAUCCGACAGUCAUCCUCCUACUUGAUACUGUUUACAGUAAUGGUUGUCAAGGUUGCUGAUUCCACAUUCUUCACAACAUCGUUCGCAGGCUUCUUUACAAUAGACUGAAAGUUUUAGACCAGUAGAAUGGCGGCUUGAACAAGUCUUACAUGUUCUGUUUUAAGAACAACCUCUAGAUCUAUGACCAGGCAUGUAAUAUGAUCUAACAUAACUGUUUCUCAUCAAGGAAUUUUCGUCUUUCAUCGAUGCUCUCUAGAAAUAUUUAUCACAAUCGUCCAAGUGAUGUUCCUUUUUACAGAGGAUACAUGGUUCCACUUUACUUGGGUUAGGUCUAACUUUAUAAUUUGGGGGCUUGCGUUUGUUGUUUACUCCAUCAGAACUUUGAACUCUCAGAGCUUCUCGAGAAAAGAUUGGAUCUGUUGCCACUUCAGCUUCGUCUUUAAUGAAAUUAGCAAACAAAUCGAAGGUUGGCAUAUUCCUAUGUCCAACUCUCGCCUUAUUUGCGACACGUUUGCAUCAGUCUUGGAGGUGGAAGGGUAACUUCUUGGCCAAGGUUUGCGAGUUGUGUGGAUGAUUAAAUACGACAACGAUUUCAUAGCACUGCAACACUGCGCUAGGAAGGUAGAAAAACAGUUUAAGCCAUCAUCGUUACGAGGUUUAAGCAUUGCCAUUCAGUCAUCUUCUUAAUGAAUGCAUUAGAAGUGUUGUACGGAUCACCAUAUUUUUCAUCAAUGAGCCUUCUUGCCUCUGCAUAACCAAUGUCAGGAUCCAUGUAACGACAUCCUUUAGCCAAUUUUUUUGCUUCGCCUUUGAGGUGCUGAUCUAGAUAUCAUAAACGAUCUGAUGGAACUGGGAGUUGAAUCCUUGAAUGAAAAUUAUGGAACUGCGAGUUGAAUCCUUGAAUGAAAAUAUUGUAUUCUGUGGGGUCUCCAGAGAACUUAGACAAUGCAAGACGUGGAAUGAGACUUUUUGUUCAUUUUGUUGCAUGAUCAUCUCGGUGAGAUUGCAUUGCUUCUCGAUUAACACACCAAAUCGAUCUUAAUUGGUUUUUGGAAUCAACACUUGAGUAGCUUGUUCCCAUGCCUCCGGUUGCACAUGGUUGGGACGGGUAUUCUUGAUUCAAAAGAUGUUUGAUGGACAACGGAUGGUUCAUUGCUGGUCCUUGCUUGCAUAGAAAUGGUUUGAUCACAGGGUGUACUAGAGACUCUUGGCGGCAGACGAGGACCAGGGUUGGUAUGACGCAAACCAGGGCAUGACGAGGAAAUAACAGGUGAUGCUGAAUCGGUUCUGUUCCAGAGAUAUUUGGGACAACGAUGUAGACGGAAGAUUCGGAACGAACGACAUAGAAGGAAUUUUCGGAACGAAUGACGUAGAAGGAAUAUUCGGAACGAAUGACGUAGAAGGAAUAUUCGGAACGAAUGACGUAGAAGGAAUAUUCGGGGCAAAUGACGUAGGCGGAAUAUUCGGAACGAAUGACGUGCAAGAAAUAUUCGGAAGGAAUUACGUCGUAGGAAUGUGCGUCGCCGAUGAUAUGACAGGAGUAUUCGCUGCAGAGGACGGAGUUAUUAGGUCAUAGGGCAUUGAGUUUGAUUUCAUGUACUGUUCGUAAUAUUGAUUCAUACCGUCUUUCAAGCUCAUCUCUUGCUCAAACUUGAAAAUCAUUUCUUCUCGACUAUCGCGAUUUCUUCCUCCAAAUGUAUUUUCCCGCUUCGUUCUCAAGUUUCUGUUUUCUUUCAAGCGUUGCAGCUCUAGCGCAUAACAAGUCUUGGAGCAAGUCUAUCAUUCAUUGUUAUAUAGUAUCGGUCCACUAUAGUGUACAUUACAUGACGUAGCACGGAGAGGUGGAGCGAGAAAGAGAGACUUGUCAACUUCGGAAAAUCUCGGUUCAAAACUGAACCGAAAAUGCAAGACUUGCUUUAAUGUUUACUGUCAGUGUUUAUAUGUAUUGAUCUAGCACAGUGUAAAUAACAUGAGUUCCAUAAUAGUAAAUAAUACAGAAAGAAAUUGAAGGAAAACAAUUAAAGCAAGUAUUGCAUUUUCGGUUCAGUUUUGAACCGAGAUUUUCCGAAGUUGACAAGUCUCUCUUUCUCGCUCCGCCCCUCCGUACUACGUCAUGUAAUGUACACUAUAUUGGAUCGAUACUAUAUGACAAUGAAAAAGAGACUUGGAGCAAGUCUACUUCACUUAAAGCAUGCGCAUUGAUACAUGGAAUGAUAUCAGCCGACGGUUGUUGAUUUCGUGUUUAGCCUAUCGAUCUUGUUAUUAUUCCCCCAGCGGCGGUUUCAUUUAAUGGUAAUAACUUUAUCGGGACUUGAGCCAAUGUAUUCCUUUGUCCACCAGAAGAGUAAAAGCGCUUGUCCGGUAGAGUUCUGUUUGAAUAAACUGCGUUUCACUGAAUUAUCACACUGAGUAUAUCGAUUCCAGCGUUCAUAAACUCUUUUCUAUCACAUUGCUGAGGUUCAUUCGAUGUCCGUAAUUCUUUAACCGCUCCACACCAAGUCAAAUUUUCAAAUUUUCUUUCUCGGUAACAAGACAUUGCUCUUUGUUUGGUGUCUAAGGCGACAAGUACAUCCAACUCUUGCUUAAUAACAUGGCAAUUAUCAUAUAGCUACAAGUAACUAACUCUAUCAUGUUUAUGUGCUUCCUACAGGUUUUGUGCUUUCGUUGUACAUUGUAUAAGCUUUCCCCUUUGAUGUAGGUUUCCGUAGUCUUCGGUUUCGUUCUUCGUCGCCACUACCUACAAGUUCAACGUUCAUCUCAGUCGAUUUUAUAGGUCGACAUUUUAUCGUUUGACAUUGUAAUCAGCGUUGCACAUCUAGGCUGUUGCCUCGGUUUACAGUUAUAUUUUUCUACUAAUGUUAAUGCCGUUUCCGCUAUAUACACGUUAAUUUUGGUUUGUUCCUCAAGUACCACUUACUGAUUUAUAUUUGUUGAACGUUUUCAGUUUACAAGUAAGAAACGGUAAAAAACGUGCCGAAAUAUUUUACAACAACAACUAAUCUACCGCUUUACUUUGACUUAUAAAAGGUACCGAAACAAUGCCUAUAGAAAAUUAGUAUUUAAAUGUUCAAGGUUCAGUAAUCAUUAAGCUAAUGAGUUAUUGCCACGACAGAUCAGAUGACCUGAAUCCAAAAUCAGUCAGUCCUACAGGUGGCCCCCCCAACCAGAUUGUCGCAAUUUUUCUUUCUCCAAAAUUUCCCCUCCCAUGCGUGUCCAAGGAUUAACAGCUUGAAUACAUUUUAACAAUUAAUACACUGUUUUGUAAUGGGAAUUUUAUGUCUUCCUAUAUUUUGAAAUCCUGGCUACGUCACUGCUCAAUUCCAUUGCCAUGCAGUGGUUUUAGCCUGUUUAGGCAGAGUAGGUUAACAAACUAGUGUGCCUUAUGAGAUAAUCUAUUGAGCACCAGUGCUCUCUACUUAAAAUGUACUCUCUACUUAAAAUGUACUUCAUUUGGCAAUUAACAAAAGUUAGGGUUUCAUCAUAUAUGACAUAUAUAUAUGCUCCUAACCAGCUAUCUGAUAGUUUUUAAUUUUCAACAUUCCCAAGCCAUUAUUCUCAAGAUUUGUCGAUAGGUUUUCCGAAUAAGUACAGAAUUAUAUCACACUGUUCAUUUACAUUCUUCAAGUAGAUACAGCCUUGUAGGUUUACAGUAUAUGUUGUGUCUUAGUUAAAUCUGGCCACCAGUCAUGUUACUAGUAAGAUUUGUAGUUUGUUCACUUUGAAAUAGCGAAGGUUUUACGUGUUUUUAAGUAUUUAUACUUUAUAUCGCCCCUCUGUAUAUCGCUGACUAAGUAUUGCUGCUUUUGUAUAAGAUGUUCUUCUGCUCGCCAAAGGGCUUAUUUUACGUAUAAUUGUAUCUCUAUAAGUUGAUCAUUCUUGUCUGUAAACUCCGAAAGGUACACGAGAAGCAGUUUAAGACGUCUUUACAAGUCCAAAUUUUUAAAUAAUUUUAGUAUCGAACUGUCUUUAAGCCUCAUUUUGUAUUAUUUCUUGGAAUUAACCAAUUUUAUUGUUUACAACGUUUGUUACUCCAUCUUCACGUAAUAAAGAUUGCCGUUUUUUUCCAAGAAAGUCCAAAUUUAUCAUAAAUUGCAACAAAUAAGCAUUCUCACUCGUUGCGUAAUAAUAUGCCCAAUCAGCGUUUUUAGCUGGAGCUACUGUUCACUUUCGCUUCUGGGGGUUAUCCCAGGGCUUCUGAUGACAAAAAGCGCAGAAGCCCUGGGUACGAGGUUGAAAGUAUCCCACAAUGCACUGCACAUUCCAGAAGUCUGCUGUAUUAAAAAUUGUGUGACGUAAGCUAUUCUAAAAUCUAUUUAUGGUGUUUUUAUUCUAUUUUUUUUCUUAAAAAUAGACCUGUGUUAAGGAAUAAUUAUUCACCAAUGGUUUGUGUUCAGGAUGAAUUAUAAUAAUGUUCUUCCGACGUUUAACUCUGUCUGUCCUUCGCUGUCGAAAGCAGACAUUGGCAGUAUUUUUUAUUCUCACCUUAUUCCAUUCUUGUUCCCUAUAUAUAUUUCUUUGUAUCUGUUGUAGUUUUCUGUAUACUUAUAUUAAUAUAUUAAUCUAUUCUAUAAUGUGAUUCAUAUUUUUCGUUUACACUUUCUUUUGACUAAAUGCAUCUGAUUGAUUCAUUUUUGGCGUCUAUUGGAACAGCAGUCGCCACAUGCUGCCGGCAACAGGUUUAGUUAUAUCAUUAUAUACAGUGGACGGUUCACAACAGGCUCUAUAAGCUCGCACAUCUACGAGAGUUUCCGAACUGUUUACAAUAAAUGGUUUUGAUCAUUCAGAGAGUGUACUAACUGCGACACUCUUUAGUUAUAAAUACACUCAAUACUCAUUCUAUUUUUGCAAAUUUCAAGCGUCGAAGAAAAGGUAUUAAGAUUCUUGGAUUUUCAAAUUUGGCGCGCCUCUUCAGCGAGACAGCAAACUAGGUCUUUUAUAUCCACGGUUUUACACUUGAAAGUAGUAUACAAAAGGGGGUUGGCGUAUGUAUGACAUAAAUAAAAUGUGUAUGUAUGUAUGUCAUAAAAUAUAUAUUUUAAAUUGAAAUUUGUUUGCCUGUUUGAUAGUGUGUGCAGUGAGUGUUUGUUCUUUUUUAUUCCUCUUUUGUUGGACUAAUAUUUUUUCCCCAGACUUUGCACUCGAUGGUUCCGGCCGCUGCUAGUUAUGCAUAAUAUAUGAUAAAGGCAAGCGAUUUCCGAUCGCUGUCCGUCGGCACAAGCACUUCGAGUCGAAAAUUCUCCCCCAUCAAAUUGCUAUAUUCUUAAAAAAAAUUCGCUAGCUUCUAGAACACAUGCCAUUCUUCGAAAAUACUGAGAUGCUUCUGCUAUAGGUUUUGGACCAUAUUUUAACAAUGGAAAUCAAAAGCCAUUUUAUAGUGAACUCAGAAAAACCCUACGAUUACAGUUAUAAUAUAAUAAAACAAGCGUUGACUAUAAAUUACAUACCAUUUCAAGAAAGUUUCACAGUUUACUAUUUGAAGGAGUGCCCCGAAGUGACUUUUUGUUUCUCGGAAUUCCCUUUAAAUUAAUUGUUUACUGCGUGUUUGUGAAAUUUGCCCCUGUGGGAUUUUUUUAUCCGGGAGGUCGCGAAACCGGAUUACACCUCUCAUCUUCGCGCUUAUGGCGUUAAUCUCCUCAAACUAAUGUUUCCAAAAGAGAAGCAACUUAAAGAAGUUAUGGUAGGUGAAUAGGUUUGGAACCGGGACCAAAUUUUGAAGGAAUAAAUAAAUCGAGAUGCAUAUAUGGUAAAUUUAAACAGAGGUAAUCAGUUGCUUAGCACAAGUUAACAUGGCUUAUUUUUUCUGUCUCAAGCUCGCCGAGUGAAAUAAAGCCUAAUUUCUGUUUAAAUUUACCAUAUAUAUAUGUCUCGAUUUUUAUAUUCCUUUAAAAUUUGGUAAGGGUUCUAAACCUAUUCACUGCCGUCACUUCUUUGGGUUGCUUCUCUUUUGGAAAGCAUUGGUUUGGGGGAGGGGGAUAACGCCAUAUAAGCGUGACGAUAUGAGGUGUAAUCCCGUUUUGUAACAUCCCUGAUAAAAAAGUCCCACAGGGGCAAAUUUCACAAACGGUAAACAAUUAAAGGGACUUCCGGGAAACAAAAAGUCACUCCAGGACACUCUUUAAAUAGAAAACUGUGAAUAUUUUCUUGAAAUGGCAUGUAAUUUAUAGUCAACGACUGCUUAAUUAGAUUAAAACUACAUGACCAAUGCGAAAUGACGCCAUGAUGACGUCAUGGGUGGUGCUUUGUGCACCACCCACGCCAGAGCCCCACUUUUGUAUACUACUCUUAAACCAUGUGUUUUGCUAUAAAAUUGUGAUACUUUGUCUGUUUAAUAACUUAAGUCUUGUGGGAACAUGGAAGUAUCUUUACAGCAAUUUUGUUAGUCAUGAAGUGCGACUUAUUUCAAUUGCUAAUAAUAUACAUAGAAAUAUUACUCGACUGUUAUUGGUUGGUUUCAGUCCAUUUAAUCCCAAACAGCAGUGCAAAAAUCUGUAAUAACAGUGCAAAAAUCUGUAACAACAGUGCGUGCAGAAAUCUGUAACAAACUGAUCUGAUUGGUGGGAAAACAUUGUGAUGAUAAAAUCAACCAAUCAGUUUAAAGCAGUUUAGUUUAAAAAGUAAACGGUCACAGAUUGCUUCCAAACAAAACAAACAUGGAAAAGCAUUUACCUUAAACAAGACUAACAAAAAUUACAUAGUUGAGUGGAAUUUUUAAGCUGUUAGCGUUGUAUAAUGUGAUAUAACAAAGCCAGGAAAACUUUGCCAGUGGAAUGUUCGCUAUAAACGGAAGAAAACUACAAUUGUCUCGAACAUUUUUAUGUAAAUUAUUAAUAAGUAAUAACAUGGUUUCCCGUGAAAUUUGGAUAAACAUGCACUCGUGAGUUUGUGACUCGUGCUAUUCUGAGGUCUUUGAAAAACUCACUCGUGCAUUUUAUAUCCAAAUUGCACUCGAAACCAUGCUAUUACCUAUACUUAAAAUACUUCACACUUCUUUGAAUCCCAGGUAAUCGGGACCAUAUAAACGCCCCUGAGUUAGUCUUCAAGAAAGCCUUUAAAACUAUUGAAAGUCUCUUUAGUUUAAGCAAGAAAACAUUUCGAUAAAUUUGCGCUUUUGGACGACAUCAAUGUCUAUAUUUCUCUUUCAACACUGUCUUAUUGUUACUAAAAAUCUAAAACCUUAGUUAAAAUCUUACUAUUUACAAAUACAAAUUGGAAGAACAAAAUUUGUUGAUAGUUUGUAAAUUACUUGUAUGAUUUUAAUGUUUUAACUAAGAUUUUAGACCUCUAAGGUUUUAGGCCUUUAGCAUUUUAAUCAAGUGGAUUUUUAAAACAUUUUUUUUAAACCAAACAUGCAAGGAUCAUUGUUCUAAUUUUAAUUACUAGGCCAUUCAAGAUCCUGGCAUCGUGUUAUAAUAACACUUGAAAGUGCUAUAAAAAGCAGUCCAUCAAACAUUCAGUUGAAGUUGCUUGUUUCACGUUUGUAUUGCGUACUUGGUAAGAAGUUAAAUUCAUAUGAUUUAUAUAUAACCAUGCAUGCCUGUAGAUUUUUUAUAUUUUGAGCUAGGGGUAAGUUUAUUUAUUUAGCUUCGCCUAUAAUUACACAUUGUCAAUCGAACAACACAUACCUACAUCCAUUCCUGUUCAACCCAAAAUGGGAAAACGUCAACGCAAAUGAAAGUAAAACAAAAACAUGUACCCUUGAUCGCUAAACUAGGACGGAUUACAUUUUUAUAAUCAUAUACCUUCAUUUUAAAAUACGGAAAAUUGCUCAAAAACCUGGCAUGGACCUGGACAAAUCAUAUCGAAACGCAGCAAAUGCGCCAAGCCUCCCACGUUUCUAGGUUAAUUGAACAAGAAGGUAACAAGAACAAAAACGCGGAGACACCACAACAGCUUAGAACCGAUUACUGUUGGCCAUUGGAUAUAGGAAACACACAACUAAUAUAUAACUUGUAACUGAUAAUUGAUAGUGUAUAUACUUGUAGUAAUAUAUAGCAGCACGUCAAUGGCUGCAUGAGUUUGCGUGAUGUGUUACAUUUCAGGCAAACUGUUCUCGACGUUCUGGCUUCCUCCACAUCCUAAAUUGUCUUGGCAGCGUUGUGAUAGUAGUGCAGCAAUAAUGUUCUAAAUCGUGCUAGCAAUAAAUCCUUUUUCUUUUGAUCUUCUGGCAGAGAAUUGUUAGUUCUUAUUACUCUGACGAAGAACGAGCGUUGGUAUGUCAGCGUUUUACAUAUGCGAGGAUGGAACGGGAGUACGUUUUUAUCAACCCAGGUUAUAGUGAGCCCGGAUGAUUAUAAUAUAUGUUGUUUAUAACUUUAAAGAAAAACAUAAUGUCAAGGUACUCGUGCCAGUAGGUGAUUGGUAGUAAGUCUAAGGAGAUCAGUCUGUAUUUGUACGUUUGCAUGUGUACACGACUGGUAACUUAAAAAGGAACUUUGUAGCUUGUCGUUGGAUGCGCUCUGUGCUUGUAAUUAAGCCGAGCGAUUGUGGUAACCAGACCUGCAUGAGUAGCGUAACCUAACGUUGCAUGAGCUAACAAUUGAUAGGUACAGGGUAGGGCUUAUCUUGACAUCUGUAAUUUCCUUUGCAGCCCUAUGCAGGAAACAAAACAUCUUGUUUGUUUUUGCACAGCGAUCGCGGGUAUAGUAAGACCAGUUUUAUAGUAAGUCCCUCGGUUACCACCAGGGACUUGCUAUUGAUCUUGUACUCAUGUAUGAUAGGAUUUCUUUUCCUUGUUGCACGCUGACAUUUGCAUUUGUCUUGGUUGAAAAGAAGGCAUGAAGAUGUUGACCAAUUCUCCAAACUGUGUUUUCCUGCUUCAUCUCUGCUUUUCAGCCAAAAAUAUAAAGAAAACUAUAGAGUUUUUAAAAUACAAAAUUUAUCAGAAUCCAAGAAAUAAUGCGCAUUAACUCACACCAUAAACUCACACAACUCGUUUUCUAUUUCUUAACCCUUUAAGUGGCAAUGCGCCCAGAUGUGCCCUACUUUAUUGUUUUACUUUGUCUAAUGCCAGAUUAUUUUACUCUGUCUAACGCCAGACGAUUUUACUAAUCCGGGAGAGAGUGCUGCCACUCAUUGGGUUAAUCAGACGUGCACUCUGUUAGCCGUUUAAGUGGCAAUAUAACCUGAGAUUAGGCUUUAUUUUACAAAUCUAGCCUGACACAAACAUUAGUGCGAUACCUUUCCACCCGCAGCAAAGUUUAUAUUUAGUAUCCAAUCAAAAUGUCGCAGGAAUAAUUUAAAUUUCACACAACGACAACAACAAUCUAAUUAUAGUUGUGAUCACUAUAAAAUAUAUUAUCAACAAUAGUAUAAUCUAAUUAGCAGCAACCAAUCAAAUGACAGAUUAAAAAAUCUUUUGUCUCAUAGACCAAUUAGAUUUACGGAAAUACCGUUGUAAGGCAUGGACUUUUGUUAAGUUUUGUAUCAGGCCUAUUUAUUUAUCUAUAUAGACCUGAUUGCAGGUUAGUGGCAAGGUGCCCAGAUGCGCCCUACUUCAUUAUUUUACUCUGUCUAGCCAGACUAUUUUACUCUUUUUAACAUCAGACGAUUUUACUCGUCAGGGGGAGAGUGCUGCCACUCAAUGGGUUCAUCAGACUAUCUGCCCAUGCACUCUGUUAACCGUUUAAGUGGCAAUGCGCCCAGAUGCGUCCUACUUUUAUUAUUAUAGGCUAUUACUUGGUCUAAACGCCAGAUUAUUUUAGUUUGUCUAACGCCAGACGAUUUUACUCAUCAGGGGGAGAGUGCUGCCACUCAAUGGGUUAAAUACAGGAUGGCAUUCAAUGAUUCUAUUGUAAAUUCUUUCUUUCUUGAGAUAUAGCAGUUAGUUGAAAAUUUUCGCUCUUUAUGAAGGAAAAUAACGGAUAUUCUGCGCACCCUCCAGAGAAAUCCUGACAAAAUUUAUACAGCUAAGACUGUCUAAAUUAUAUUCCGUUCAUUUCGCAUAAUAAAGAAUGGCAUGGCAGGUUAUUGCGGUUUUAUUAUGAAAAUCAUCUGUCUGGCUCUACUUCCGAAUGUUUAAGUAGAGUCACAAAUGUGAAAUUAGAACCAUUUGUCUUAUCACAAAAUUAAGGCUAGAAAUUUGAACCCCCUACAUAUUGGCUGACAAAUUGGUUUUUCCCAAUUUCCCUUCCCUUUUCUCCUGCACCAGUGCAUCGAAUUUUAGCAGUUACUUUUAUGUCUUUUUCCUGUAGCGUAGUUAUGCAUUUUCUAAAUAAAUUGACCCUGAAAGCCUCUUUGGAAGAAAGAACAUGUUUACAAUAUAGUUGACCCACAUGGCCCCGUUCAAUGUUAUGUAGACAAAGCGUUGUUAUCCAAUAACCCAGCAUUGUCCAGGGUGGGGAGACAGGGAUGCUGUUAUCAUGCUAAGCAGUAUUUGAAAAUGAGCACUUAUUGUUUACUGCAAGCACCUUUCACCUCUGCGUUUGUGGGUUCGAUUCUCGCAAAACGGACUUGUGUGAAAAGAGUCAGUCAACGCUCGUGGGCUUUCUCUGGUGCUCCUGUUUCUUCCAGAGGGAAAUCUGACAGGGUGGGUUAGGAUAAACACAGUUAGAAAGUGAUUUCACAAUUGUUGUAAAGAUAAAAUAGGCUAGGCCAAGUAAGUGUAAUUAGGUAAGCGUAAUGCUUGAUUUAAAGCACAUUUGAUCAUACCCACACCAAUUUUAUGCACAACCCAAAUAUUGUAUCAGAAAGUUAACCAGGUUCCAACCUAUAAGUUGCUAAGGGUUAAAACUAGCGAUGACUUAAGUAGUUUUUAACUUUUCCCUGUUUAUUGGGAUGCCCUAAGCGCCAUAAAAGUUAUUCCCUAUUAAAUUUUCUUUUGUUAUUUUAUAUAAUUUUAUAUAGUUUUUAAUGUAAUUACAUAUACUUCGUUCACACUAAAUUCCCUGAAGAUGGGUACAAAGUAAGCAUUGUACAAGACAAAACUUUUGUUUUCUCUAUAUUUUUUAAUCACACAAAUCAGUUCUUAAUUUAAGUUGGUAAACUAAAUAUCCUUUUCUAGGUUUCGAGUUAUAGAUUAAAUACCCCUUAUCUUGAAGAAUUAAUAAUUAGGAUUUUUAUCUUCCAGGAGCUGUUGGACCAUGCGUAAUGUAUAUGGAUAGCAUGGAGUUUAAACAUAUACUUUAUGACACAUUAGGGUAAUGUUUUUAAUAUUAAUUUUAUUUAUUAUUUAAAUGUUUAGUACUUAUUUUAAUAUGUUAAGUAUUUUUUACAGGGGCAUUUUCAACAAGAUUUUGUAAUUAUUUUGCUAGAUAACAACACCCUCCAGACAUUUACUUAGUAAAGCAGUGUAAUUAUAUACGAGUCUUUCCUUCCUAGGUUAAACGUGUCAAGAUAUGCAGCACCAUUGGGUCAUUUUAAAUCAGCUAAGGAUUUUUAUAGUUUAGCUUUGAAAUUCUAUCAAGCUAAUAAGAAAGAUGUGAGUUUUUGCUGUAAACAUGAUGCUGUGGUCUGUGCUAUCUUUAAGGAAGUAACAAGAGUAUAG
This is a messenger RNA of Paramuricea clavata, 56862 nucleotides long. The record is from the annotation of a GenBank genome assembly. NCBI's taxonomy places the organism in Eukaryota, Metazoa, Cnidaria, Anthozoa, Malacalcyonacea, Plexauridae.